AUGUUCCAGCCCAGCAAGCAGGAGCCACUGUGUCUGAAAAGAGGGGUCCUUGAACCAAUUAAACACAUGUGUGAAGCCUCAAUGAUCCCCGCCACAUGGAACUAUAAAGGGAAGAGAGUGAAAGACGUCCGCUUUGAUGCAAAAGGUAGAUUACCCCGAAACAGUUACACAGAACUGGUUCAUUGAGUUUUUUGCUGCACUUAGCUUUUUUUUAUGUAGGCUAUUCUGUACAUAGCCUACAUGUCAGGGUGAGUACAUUAGACAUAGCAUAAUUAUUGUACAUUGUUGGUUCUCUACAGAGCCUGACAAUGACUGUGUUGUGGGCCACAUAAUCAGAUUGAGAGAAAAACUGGGCUGGUCCACUGAGAUUCCUGACAGGAGAAUAGCAAAAGCAUACCCACAAAACAUACAGGUUGGUUUCCACCAUUUUAGCUACUAGGCUACAGUUGAAGUCGGAGGUUUACAUACACUUAGGUUGGAGUCAUUAAAACUUGUUUUUCAACCACUCCACAAAUUUCUUGUUAACAAACUAUAGUUUUGGCAAGUCGGUUAGGACAUCUACUUUGUGCAUGACACAAGUAAUUUUUCAAACAAUUGUUUACAGACAGAUUAUUUCACUUAUAAUUCACUGUAUCACAAUUCCAGUGGGUCAGAAGUUGACUGUGCCUUUAAACAGCUUGGAAAAUUCCAGAAAAUUAUGUCAAGGCUUUAGAAGCUUCUGAUAGGCUAAUUGACAUCAUUUGAGUCAAUUGGAGGUGUACCUGUGGAUGUAUUUCAAGGCCUACCUUCAAACUCAGUGCCUCUUUGCUUGACAUCAUGGGAAAAUCAAAAGAAAUCAGCCAAGACCUCAGAAAAAAAUUGUAGACCUCCACAAGUCUGGUUCAUCCUUGGGAGCAAUUUCCAAACGCCUGAAAGUACCACGUUCAUCUGUACAAACAAUAGUACGCAAGUAUAAACACCAUGGAACCACGCAGCCGUCAUACCGCUCAGGAAGGAGACGCGUUCUGUCUGCUAGAGAUGACCGUACUUUGGCGUGAAAAGUGCAAAUCAAUCCCAGAACAACAGCAAAGGACCUUGUGAAGAUGCUGGAGGAAACAGGUACAAAAGUAUCUAUAUCCACAGUAAAAUGAGUCCUAUAUCGACAUAACCUGAAAGGCUGCUCAGCAAGGAAGAAGCCACUGCUCCAAAACCUCCAUACAAAAGCCAGACUACGGUUUGCAACUGCACAUGGGGACAAAGAUCAUACUUUUUGGAGAAAUGUCCUCUGGUCUGAUGAAACAAAAAUAGAACUGUUUGGCCAUAAUGACCAUCGUUAUGUUUGGAGGAAAAAGGGGACAGCUUGCAAGCCGAAGAACACCAUCCCAACUGUGAAGCACAGGGGUGGCAGCAUCAUGUUGUGGGGGUGGUUUGCUGCAGGAGGGACUGGUGCACUUCACAAAAUAGAUGGCAUCAUGAGGAAGGAAAAUUAUGUGGAUAUAUUGAAGCAACAUCUCAAGACAUCAGUCAGGAAGUUAAAGCUUGGUCGCAAAUGGGUCUUCCAAAUGGACAAUGACCCCAAGCAUACUUCCAAAGUUGUGGCAAAAUGGCUUAAGGACAACAAAGUCAAGGUAUUGGUGUGGGCAGAACUGAAAAAGUGUGUGCGAGCAAGGAGUCCUACAAACCUGACUCAGUUACACCAGCUCUGUCCCGAGGAAUGGGCCAAAAUUCACUCAACUUAUUGUGGGAAGCUUGUGGAAGGUUACCCAAAAUGUUUGACCCAAGUUUUUAGGCAAUGCUACCAAAUACUAUUUAAAGGCAACGCUACCAAAUUUAAAGGCAAUGCUACCAAAUACUAAUUGAGUGUAUGUAAACUUCUGACCCACUGGGAAUGUGAUGAACGAAUUAAAAGCUGAAAUAAAUCAUUCUCUCUACUAUUGUUCUGACAUUUCACAUUCUUAAAAUAAAGUGGUGAUCCUAACUGACCUAAAACAGGGAAUUUUUACUAGGAUUAAAUGUCAGGAAUUGUGAAAAACAGAGUUUAAAUGUAUUUGGCUAAGGUGUAUGUAAACUUCCGACUUCAACUGUAUAUGAUCAAUUGAUGUGAACCUUAUCAUUGAGUCUCUACGGUCCAUGGUUUUGUAUGUUUAAAAAAAAUAAAUAUGUAUAACAGUUAAAUUGUGUGUUAUUUUUUUAAAUACACUAGAGAGAUUUUGUAAUCAUUGGGAUAGGUCUUCAUAAUCAAUACAUAAUAUUUUAAUCAAUGCAAAUCUAACUCCCUUGUGGAUGUUGUGCAGGAAAUCCCUGAGGAGACUAAAAAGGAUCCUGGAGAGUAUGUAUACUGUCUGAUGAGGAACAGAGGUGACCUCAAGAUCCAGCCCAACCCCUAUGAUCUUCAGGUGGUUUCUGUCCAGACAGCUAAACAGAGCUGUCAGUACUGGACUGUCAGCGCUUCAUGCAUAUUCAAGGUCAGUUCAACCAGUUCACCGUUGAACUGUUAAACGUUGGUGAAAAUACAUCGAUUGCUAUUCCCUGUAUAGUGCACAACUUUUGACAAGGGACAAAAGUAGUGUACUAUAUAGGGAUUUGGUUGCCAUUUGGGACACUCGCAUAAUUUACUUAUAUUUUAGGGGCAGGUUUCCCAGACACAAAUAAAGUCCUGGGCCCGUAUCCAUAAAGCAUCUCAAAGCAAGAGUUCUGAUCUAGGAUCUGUCCAUAUAAUCCUAUUAAUUAUAAUCUAGAAGGUGAAACUGAUCCUAGAUCAGCACCUCUACUCUGAGAGACUUUUUGGAUACGGCCCUGGACUUAAAAAGCAUGUUCAAUGGAGAUUCUUCAAAGUGUUUUUAAUUUGAGUCCAGGGCUACGCUUAAUCUGUGUCCAGGAAACCAUCCCAAAGAGUCACUCGCCUCACUCUGUUUUAUUUUAUAGGUGUCUGUUUUGGAAGACAGAAGUGGUGAAAUCAUGUCUGUAAUAGACUGGCUUUCUGAAAGAGAACUGUUCUUCAAAAUCUUCAAGUUGCCAUUGUUUGCUAAAUUCAGGUUUGUAUAGUCUAUGGUUAUUCUUAUAAACUCAGCAAAAAAAGAAACAUCCCUUUUUCAGGACCCUGUCUUUCAAAGAUAAUUCGUAAAAAUCCAAAUAACUUCACAGAUCUUAAUUGUAAAGGGUUUAAACACUGUUUCCCAUGCUUGUUCAAUGAACCAUAAACAAUUAAUGAACAUGCACCUGUGGAAUGGUCGUUAAGACACUAACAGCUUACAGACGGUAGGCAAUUAAGGUCACAGUUAUGAAAACUUAGGACACUAAAGAGGCCUUUCUACUGACUCUGAAAAACACCAAAAGAAAGAUGCCCAGGGUCCCUGCUCAUCUGCGUGAACUUGCCUUAGGCAUACUGCAAGGAGGCACGAGGACUGCAGAUGUGGCCAGGGCAAUAAAUUGCAACGUCCGUACUGUGAGACGCCUAAGACAGCGCUACAGGGAGACAGGAUGGACAGCUGAUCGUCCUCGCAGUGGCAGACCACGUGUAACAACACCUGCACAGGAUCGGUACAUCUGAACAUCACACCUGCGGGACAGGUACAGGAUGGCAACAACAACUGCCUGAGUUACACCAGGAACGCACAAUCCCUCCAUCAGUGCUCAGACUGUCCUCAAUAGGCUGAGAGAGGCUGGACUGAGGGCUUUUAGGCCUGUUGUAAGGCAGGUCCUCACCAGACAUCACCGUCAACAAUGUCGCCUAUUCGCACAAACCCACCGUCGCUGGACCAGACAGGACUGGCAAAAAGGGCUCUUCACUGACGAGUCGUGGUUUUGUCUCACCAGGGGUGAUGGUCGAAUUCACGUUUAUCGUCGAAGGAAUGAGCGUUACACCGAGGCCUGUACUCUGGAGCGGGAUCGAUUUGGAGGUGGAGGGUCCGUCAUGGUCUGGGGCGGUGUGUCACAGCAUCAUCGGACUGAGCUUGUUGUCAUUGCAGGCAAUCUCAACGCUGUGCGUUACAGGGAAGACAUCCUCCUCCCUCAUGUGGUACCCUUCCUGCAGGCUCAUCCUGACAUGACCCUCCAGCAUGACAAUGCCACCAGCCAUACUGCUCGUUCUGUGCGUGAUUCCCUGCAAGACAGGAAUGUCAGUGUUCUGCCAUGGCCAGCGAAGAGCCCAUGAGGAGGAGAUGCACUGCAGUACUUAAUGCAGCUGGUGGCCACACCAGAUACUGACUGUUACUUUUGAUUUUGACCCCCCCUUUGUUCAGGGACACAUUAUUCAGUUUCUGUUAGUGACAUGUCUGUGGAACCUGUUCAGUUUCUGUCUCAGUUGUUGAAUCUUGUUAUGUUCAUACAAAUAUUUACACAUGAUACGUUUGCUGAAAUUAAACGCAGUUGAGAGGAUGUUUCUUUUUUUGCUGAGUUUAGAAGGAUGAUGAAAAGUGUGUAUCUGAUAUGUGUAUGUGGAAUGUAUGUAAUAUAAGGCUCUGUCGUAGCCGGCCGCGACCGGGAGACCCAUGGGGCGGCGCACAAUUGGCCCAGCGUCGUCCAGGGUAGGGAAGGGAAUGGCUGGCAGGGAUGUAGCUCAGUUGGUAGAGCAUGGCGUUUGCAACGCCAGGGUUGUGGGUUCGAUUCCCACGGGGGGCUAGCAUGAAAAAAUAAAAAAAUAAUGUAUGCACUCACUAACUGUAAGUCGCUCUGGAUAAGAGCGUCUGCUAAAUGACUAAAAUGUAAAUAUAAUAUUGUAAAAUACUGUAAUUCAGUUUUACAAUGCACUUUUUGCUCUCUGUAGAAUUUGGAAGGCUUUUACAAUCUGGAAGGUCACAGUAUGCCACUCAAAGACCAAGAAGGCUAAGUGAGUGUUGAUCAAGUAUUUGCUGCCACAUGAUAUUUCAUUUGUCUUAUUAUAUGUCUCCUGCCUUCUUCUUCUUCUUCUUCUUCUUCUUCUUCUUCUUCUUCUUCUUCUUCUUCUUCUUCUUCUUCUUCUUCUUCUUCUUCUCUUUGUCUCCACACUAUUAAAUAAUAAUAUGCCAUUUAGCAGACGCUUUUAUCCAAAUCGACUUAUCUUCCAAAUAAAAGUUAAGAGCUUUUUUUUUUUUAGGGAAAUGUUAUCCAAAGGUCUGUUUUUUGCUGAUGACAUCUUCUUGAGAUGUCUGGUUGAAAUAAUAUAAAUAUAAUAUAAUAUAAUAUGCCAUUUAGCAGACGCUUUUAUCCAAAGCGACUAACAGUCAUGCGUGCAUACAUUUUUGUGUAUGGGUGGUCCCGGGGAUCGAACCCACUAUCUUGGCGUUACAAGCGCCGUGCUCUACCAGCUGAGCUACAGAGGACCACAAAAAUCAAAUCAAAGGACUUUUUGAGACGGCCAGUGACAAAACAAGAUAUGGGGAUUCUGACGGUGCCAUUGUUUUAACAAAGGUAGGACCAUGUUUUUUGGAUAACUAUCUUCAUUGAUAAUAUUGUUUUCAACUCCUUUCUAAUAACAUGUUUUUGUUUAUUCUACCUAGUUGGAUAAAUCCACCACAUACUCCUUGAUAGGAUUCUGUGAGGCCCAGACCCAACAAUGUGCUGUAGCACUGAGACAUCUUCAGUGCCUUCACCACAAAGUUGCCACUUUGAUUCGCGCCGCUUGUCUGAAGGUACACUACAUUUGUCCUUUAGAUUGUUAUGAGGACAUGUAAUUACAGUCCUGAAAAAACAUCUCUGUCGCUAUCCUCUACUGAUCAACAUGUCCCUGACUGAGUCUGUAAUACCAACAUGUUUCAAGCAGACCACCAUAGUCCCCGUGCCCAAGGACUCUAAGAUAACCUGCCUAAAUGACUACCGACCCGUAGCACUGACGUCUGUAGCCAUGAAGUGCUUUGAAAGGCUGGUCAUGGCUCACAUCAACAGCAUUAUCCCAGAAACCCUAGACCCACUCCAAUUUGCAUACCGCCCCAACAGAUCCACAGAUGAUGCAAUCUCUAUUGCACUCCACACUGCCCUUCCCCACCUGGACAAGAGGAACACCUACGUGAGAAUGCUAUUCAUUGACUACAGCUCAGCAUUCAACACCAUAGUGCCCUCAAAGCUUAUCACUAAGCUAAGGAUCCUGGGACUAAACACCUCCCUCUGCAACUGGAUCCUGGACUUCCUGACGGGCCGCCCCCCAAGUGGUAAGGGUAGGUAACAACACAUCUGCUACACUGAUCCUCAACACAGGGGCCCCUCAGGGGUGCGUGCUCAGUCCCCUCCUGUACUCCCUGUUCACCCAUGACUGCAUGGCCAGGCACGACUCCAACACCAUCAUUAAGUUUGCCGACGACACAACAGUGGUAGGCCUGAUCACCGACAACGAUGAGACAGCCUAUAGGGAGGAGGUCAGAGACCUGGCCGUGUGGUGCCAGGACAACAACCUCUCCCUCAACGUGACCAAGACAAAGGAGAUGAUUGUGGACUACAGGAAAAAAAAGAGGACUGAGCACGCCCCCAUUCUCAUCGACGGGGCUGUAGUGGAACAGGUUGAGAGCUUCAAGUUCCUUGGUGUCCACAUCACCAACGAACUAUCAUGGUCCAAACACACCAAGACAGUCGUGAAGAGGGCACAACAAAGCCUAUUCCCCCUCAGGAGACUGAAAAGAUUUGGCAUGGGUCCUCAGAUCCUCAAAAGAUUCUACAGCUGCACCAUCAAGAGCAUCCUGACUGGUUGCAUCACCGCCUGGUAUGGCAACUGCUUGGCCUCCGACCGCAAGGCACUACAGAGGGUAGUGCGUACGGCCCAGUACAUCACUGGGGCCAAGCUUCCUGCCAUCCAGGACCUCUAUACCAGGCGGUGUCAGAGGAAAGCCCUCAAAAUUGUCAAAGACUCCAGCACCCUAGUCAUAGACUGUUCUCUCUGCUACCGCACGGCAAGCGGUACCGGAGUGCCAAGUCUAGGUCCAAAAGACUUCUCAACAGCUUCUACCCCCAAGCCAUAAGACUCCUGAACAGCUAAUCAUGGCUACCCGGACUAUUUGCACUGACCCCCCACCCCAUCCUUUUACGCUGCUGCUACUCUGUUAAUUAUUUAUGCAUAGUCACUUUAACUCUGCCCACAUGUACAUAUUACUUCAACUACCUCAACUAGCCAGUGCCCCCGCACAUUGACUCUGCACCGGUACCCCCCUGUAUAUGUCACGGAUUCUGCCGAGGCUGCUCCUCCUCCUUGCUCGGGCAGGCUUCGGCGUUCGUCGUCCCCGGAGUACUAGCUACCACCGUUAGAUGUUUCGAUGUUUGAUUGGUUUGGUCUGUCUGUUGCACCUGUGUCCGUUUGUGUCUGAUUAUGUGUCCUAUAAGUUUCCUGCUUUGUGUUUGUGAGUUUGUGUGUUAUUUUCCGCCUGUCCGUUGGUGUCACCCGUGCAGUACUCUGGACUUUGUUUAUUGUGACGCACUGUGUUUGCGUUGUCGCUCGCCUCCUUGUUUGAGGUCCUUUAUUUUUGUUCUGUUUAUACAGUUUAGUAAAGUCUUGUUUGACUGAGCCUAUGCGUCCUGCGUCUGACUCCUUAACCACAUCCACAUCAACACUGACAGUAUAUAUAGCCUCCCUACUGUUAUUUUAUUUUACUUCUGCUCUUUUUUUCUCAACAAUUUUUUUGUUGUUGUUUUAUUUUUUACUUUUUAGUUAAAAAUAAAUGCACUGUUGGUUAAGGGCUGUAAGUAAGCAUUUCACUGUAAUGUCUGCACCUGUUGUAUUCGGCGCAUGUGGCCAAUACAAUUUGAUUUGAUUUGAUUUGAUCUACCCUGGUUUUGAUGUUUGGCAUGACAACAACCAUAGUUGUUGGCAAGACAGCACAAACAGAUCUGAGUCCUAAUUCAUAAAGAACCCCAGAGUAAGAGUGCUGAUAUAGGAUCAGAUCCAUGGAAUAUUAUUCAGUAUGAUCUAUAAGGCUAAACUAAUCCCAGAUCAACACUCCUGAGACACUUUAUAUUGAAUAAGAUAUAUUGAAUAUAUCAUUGUACUGUCUUUUUUCUUGUUAGGCAACAGAGGUCCAGGGUGCAGAGAGACUGUUCCUCCCUCUGUCCUCUCUGUCGACCAACAGGCCGCUGUAUGCUGAGGUGGCUGAGUGGAGGGUCCUCUUGUGUCGCUUUAGCCACUUCCUCAACAUGAUAGACAGAAUGUUUGAAGAGAUGCUCUGUGUCUUGGUCAGAUCUGCAGUUCAACUCCUUCUGUCUUUCCUCCGAGAGUCCUGUAACACUAAUGGAGUGAAAGAGAGAAGACAAGAGACAAAGUAAGUGGUUUUUAAGGGAGAUAUAAUUUAGUAUGGUUAUGGUAUUUGUUUGUCAAUUAGUUUAAUUAGCAUGCUUGCGAUGUUGAAAUAUUUGUCUGUGUACUCCCUAGAAAAGUGGCAAGGAUGGAUGCAAGUGGACCUUACAGAAAUAUUAUCAAAGAGCCAACUGAUCGUAAUGCAGCGCAUAGACUUUAUUCACACAGCCAAGGCCAACCACAGCUAGUUAACAAGGUAGAUCAGCUUUUAUCUAUUGUGCCAAUGUGGUCAGAAACAUGUAAACAUCACUAAACAAUGUGUCAAUUUGUAAUACUAAAUUCACUUUCACAUGAUCACAUUUUCUAGUAAUCUCUUGUGGACAGACUUUAGUUCUGGGUUAACUGAGAUUACAUUUCUAGAUGCUACCAGAUUUUAAAAAUGAGGAGCCUGAAGAAGAGAUCCAGGCUGUAUUUGAAGUGAACGUCCUGCUUACAGUCACACCUGUGAACCAGCCAAUGACAGAUGAUGUCUCAACCAAAGGUACAACAGAGCUCCACUCUGAAGUCGACAGGAAAGGUGAAUCCCAUUUAUAGUAAAGAAACUACUAAAAUAUAUUAUAACUCUAUGAACUAAAGUGUUCAACUUAAAUGUCUGCGGAAGCUUAACGUUUCUUCAUCCCAGAUACGGAGAAGGAUAAAGAGGUUUCCCGUGAGGAGACUCCAUGGCGGUAUGACUUCAUUUAUAUAUUACAAUAAACUAUAUCGCUCCAUGUUCCUCUAUUAGAAAAAUGCAUGAAUUCCACAAACAUCAGCUAGUGUUUUUCUGAUAAUCUGUCACCUCAGUCAGUGAAGUGAUGAUAUUACACGGAUGCUGUUGUUUUCUUUCUCCAAGCUCGCCCAGCAAACGAGUGAAGCUGACCAUCUAUCCCUGCCUUGAUGACUUCACACUGCACAUUAAACAGGUGCUACAGGGAUUUGAACAAGUCAUUGGUAAGACAUUCUCUAAAGAUUUAAACUCACAGCCUUGUUGUCUUGUAAAUAGUGUAGGUUCAUAAGUAUUAUGCUGUUUUAAAGUGCAGAGCUUUGCCAGACAGUCAUGGACAGCGUCCCAAAUGGCACCCUAUUCCCUACAUACAGUGCAUUCGGAAAUCAUUCAGACCCCUUGACUUUUUCCACAUUUUGUUACGUUAAAGCCUUAUUCUAAAAUUAUUAUUUUUACUCAUUAUUCUACACACAAUACCGCAUAAUGACAAAGAGAAAACAGUUUUUUUUUUAAUUUCUGCAAAGUUAUAAAAAACUGAAAUACCUUAUUUACUAAAGUAUUGAGACCCUUUGCUAUGAGACUCGAAAUUGAGCUUAGGUGCAUCCUGUUUCCAUUGAUCAUCCUUGAGAUGUUUCUACAACUUGAUUGGAAUCCAUCUGUGGUAAAUUCAAUUGAUUGGACAUGAUUUGGAAAGGCACAAACCUGUCUAUAUAAGGUCCCACAGUUGACAGUGCAUGUCAGAGCAAAAACCAAGCCAUGAGGUCGAAGGAAUUGUCCGUAGAGCUCUGAGACAGGAUUGUGUCGAGGCACAGAUCUGGGUAAGGGUACCAAAACAUUUCUGCAGCAUUGAAGGUCCCUAAGAACACAGUGGCCUCCAUCAUUCUUAAUUGGAACCACCAAGACUCUUCCUAGAGCUGGCCGCCCGGCCAAACUGAGCAAUUGGGGGAGAAGGGACUUUGUCAGGGAGGUGACCAAGAACCCGAUGGUCACAUUGACAGAGCUCCAGAGUUCCUCUGUGGAGAUGGGAGAACCUUCCAGAAGGACAACCAUCUCUGCAGCACUCUAUCACUCUACCAACCAGGCCUUUAUGAUAGAGUGGCCAGACGGAAGCCACUCCUCAGUAAAAGGCACAUGACAGCCCGCUUGGAGUUUGUCAAAAGGCACCUAAAGGACUCUUAGACCAUGGAAACAAGAUUCUCUGGUCUGAUGAAACCAAGAUUGAACUCUUUGGCCUGAAUGCCAAGCGUCAUGUCUGGAGGAAACCUGGCACCAUCCCUACGGUAAAGCAUGGUGGUGGCAGCAUCAUGCUGUGGGGAUGUUUUUCAGCGACAGGGACUGGGAGACUAGUCAGAAUUGAGGGAAAGAUGAACGGAGCAAAGUACAGAGAGAUCCUUGAUGAAAACCUGCUCCAGAGUGCUCAGGACCUCAGACUGGGGCGAAGGUUCACCUUCCAACAGGACAAUGACCCUAAGCACACAGCCAAGACAACGCAGGAGUGGCUUCGGGACAAGUGUCUGAGUGUCCUUGAGUGGCCCAGCCAGAGCCCGGACUUGAAUCUGCAGAGAAAAAUGGGAGAAACUCCCCAAAUACAGGUGUGCCAAGCUUGUAGCGUUAUACCAAAGAAGACUCGAGGCUGUAAUCGCUGCCAAAGGGGUUUCAACAAAGUACUGUGUAAAGGGUCUGAAUACUUAUGUAAAUGUUAUAUUUCAGUUUUUUAUUUGUAAUACAUUUGCAAAAAUUUCUAAAACCUGUUUUUGCUUUGUCAUUAUGGGGUAUUGUGUGUAGAUUGAUGAGGGAAAAAACCAAUUUAAUCAAUUUUAGAAUAAGGCUGUAACGUAACAAAAUGUGGAAAAAGUCAAGGGGUCUGAAUACUUUCCGAAUGUACUCUACUGUAGGUUAUGAUGAACUUCACAGGGUGGUGAAAGUUCACAGUGAUGAGCUUGAUGCUCCUUUCCAAUAAAUAUCCAGGGUCUUAUUCUGGUGACAUGAUGAUCGAUGCUUGGCUGCCAUUUGACAAAUACAAAUAAUCUCCUUUAUGGACAGUAAUUUGUCCAUUAAGGAAUCUCAUCGUGUAGGUAGCCUUCCCGCACUGUCUGCGAGAUGUUGGCUAGAGCACGCGUGCCAAAACCAGAGUGGGCACAUUCGCUAUAUAACGCAACAGUUUAUGUGACAAAACCAUCAGUAGAGUUGAAAAUGCAAUGGAAAUAAUAAUGUGCAAAUAUUGUACAAUCCAGGUGUUCAAAGCUCUUAGAGACUUACCCAGAAAGACUCACAGCUGUAACCGCUGCCAAAGGUUAUUAUAUCAUGUAUUGACUCAGUGGUGUGAAUACCUAUGUAAAUGAGAUAUUUCUGUAUUUCUUUUUCAAUAAAUUUGCUAACAUUUCUAAAAACAUGUUUUCACUUAGUUAUUAUGUGGUAUUGUGUGUAAAACAUUUAUUAAAUCCCUUUUGAAUUCAGGCUGUAUCACAACAAAAUGUGGAAUAAGUCGAGGGGUGUGAAUACUUUCUGAUGGCACUAUACAGGUCCUUUUCCAACAAUGCAGAGUUAAAAAGAAAAUAUAUAAAUAUAAAUAGUGACAUGAGGAAUAAAUACACAGUGAAUAACGAAUAACAAUAACGAGUAAAAAUAACAUGGCUACAGUGCCUUGCAAAAGUAUUCAUCCCCCUUGGCGUUUUUUCCUAUUUUGUUGCAUUACAACCUGUAAUUUAAAUGGAUUUUUAUUUGGAUUUCAUGUAAUGGACAUACACAAAAUAGUCCAAAUUGGUGAAGUGAAAUGAACAAAAAUUACUUGUUUCAAGAAAUUCUAAAAAAUAAAUAACGGAAAAGUGGUGCGUGCAUAUGUAUUCACCCCCUUUGCUAUGAAGCGCCUAAAUAAGAUCUGGUGCAACCAAUUCCCUUCAGAAGUCACAUAAUUAGUUAAAUAAAGUCCAGCUGUGGGCAAUCUAAGUGUCACAUGAUCUCAGUAUAUAUACACCUGUUCUGAAAGGCACCAGAGUCUGCAACACCACUAAGCAAGGGGAGAAGUACAGAUCAGGGUUGGGUUAUAAAAAAAUAUCUGAAACUUAGACCAUCCCACGGAGCACCAUUAAAGCCAUUAUUAAAAAAAUCGAAAGAAUAUGGCACCACUACAAACCUGCCAAGAGAGGGCCGCCCACCAAAACUUACGGACCAGGCAAGGAGGGCAUUAAUCAGAGAGGCAACAAAGAGACCAACGAUAAGCCUGAAGGAGCUGCAAAGCUCCACAACGGAGAUUGGAGUAUCUGUCCAUAGGAACACUUUAAGCCGUACACUCCACAGAGCUGGACUUUACGGAAGAGUGGCCAGAAAAAAAGCCAUUGCUUAAAGAAAAAAAUAAGCAAACACGUUUGGUGUACGCCAAAAGGCAUGUGGGAGACUCCCCAAACAUAUGGAAGAAGGUACUCUGGUCAGAUGAGACUAAAAUUGAGCUUUUUGGCCAUCAAGGAAAACGCUAUGUCUGGCGCAAACCCAACACCUCUCAUCACCCUGAGAACACCAAUGUUUUUCAUCGGCAGGGACUGGGAAACUGGUCAGAAUUGAAAGAAUGAUGGAUGCUAAAUAGAGGGAAAUUCUUGAGGGAAACCUGUUUCAGUCUUCCAGAGAUUUGAGACUGGGACAGAGGUUCACCUUCCAGCAGGACAAUGACCCUGUCACGGUUUCGGCCGAGGCUGCUCCUCCUCCUGGUUCGGGCAGGCUUCGGCGUUCGCCGUCCCCGGAGUAUUAGCUGCCACCGCUCUAUGUUUCUGUGUUUGAUUGCUUUUGUCUGUCUGUCACACCUGUGUCUGUUUGAGUGUUGAUUAUGUGUCUUAUAAGUUCCUUGUUUUGCUCUAUGGUAAUUGUGUGUUGUUAUUUUCCGUUGCCACUUUGUAGAUAUACGUGUUUGUUUUCCGUGUCAUUUUUCCUUGUUUAGUGUUUUACGCGUGUGCGUAAUUAUCCCUCGCCACUUCGUGUUAUCGAGGUCAGGGUUUGUAAUCUUGCUUUUGAGACUAUUAAAAGUCUUGUUGGACUAACCUCUGCUUCCUGCGCUUGACUCCUCCACCACAUCCACAACGGUUUAUGACAGAACAACACACCAUCAUGGAGUCAGCAGGAUCAGCGGCGGCACCCGAAUCCCUGCUGGACCGGAUCAAUUUCCAGGACGCCAUGAUCCAGCAACUCGGGACCGUCAUGGACGAGGUGUCCAACGCCCUGCGCCGAUUGGUGAACUCUGAGGUGGCCAAGGACCCUUACAACAUCGCAUCACCAACGGCCAGUCCUCCUCUCUCAGUACCGGAACCCAGUGGCAUUCGGCUCUCACUCCCGAGGGCAUAUGACGGUUCUGCAGCCGGGUGUCAGGGAUUCCUCCUGCAGGUAGAACUGUACCUUGCCACUAUACACCCGGCGCCCUCGGGAUACGAGAGCGUCUCCGCCCUCAUCUCCUGUCUCUCCGGCAAGGCGUUGGAAUGGGCCAACGCCGAAUGGAGGGGAAUAGACGCCGCUACCAUCACCUACGCGGAGUUCUCCCGCCGCUUCAGGGCUGUCUUCGAUCAUCCCCCUGAGGGGAAAGCGGCGGGAGAGCGUCUAUUCCACCUCCGACAGGGGAAGAGGAGCGCACAGGAGUUCGCACUGGAGUUCCGGACACUAGCGGCGGAUGCGGGGUGGAAUGAGAGGGCCCUCAUCGACCAGUACCGAUGUAGUCUACGAGAGGACGUUCGUAGGGAGCUGGCCUGCAGGGACACCAACCUGUCGUUUGACCAGUUGGUGGACAUUUCCAUCCGUCUGGAUACCCUGCUGGCUACCCGCGGACGUCCCGAGUGGGGGUCGUCCAGUCCACCCUCUAGCACCCCCGAGCCGAUUCCCAUGGAGCUGGGGGGUGCUGGCGCUAGAGAGAGGAGGAGAGGGAACCCGAGGGGGGCCAUCCCCUGCACCACCUGCGGUCGUGGAGGACACACUGCGGCCAGGUGCUGGGGAGGGUCUCCUGGGAGAGGUGACAACAGGCCACGCACUGGGGAGUCAUUUCAGGUGAGUAGGCGCCCCACUCACCCAGAGCUCUCUGUUGGUCACAUGAGUAUUCCUGUGAGGUUUCCACAGGUGGCACCUCAUUCCCAGCAUAAGGCGCUAGUAGAUUCAGGCGCAGCUGGGAACUUUAUUGAUCGAGCAUUUUGUGCUAGGUUAGGAAUUCCCCUUCGGCCGGUAGAAGUUCCAUUCCCUGUCCACGCAUUAGACAGCCGGCCGUUGGGGUCGGGUCUGAUCAGGGAUGUCACAGCACCGCUGAUGAUGACGACGCAGGGGGGUCAUGAGGAAAUCAUUCAGUUCUAUCUGAUUGACUCUCCUGCGUACCCAGUGGUGUUGGGCCUUCCCUGGUUAAGCACCCAUGAUCCUACCAUAGCGUGGCAACAGAGGGCUCUUAUGGAGUGGUCUGCCCAGUGUGUAGGGAGAUGUCUAGGUGUUUCCAUAGGGGCGACCUCGGUAGAGAGUCCGAACCAAGUGCCCGCACUGCGCAUUCCCCCCGAGUAUGAGGAUUUAGCACUUGUGUUUAGCAAAUCGAGGGCAGCACGGCUACCUCCUCAUAGACAGGGGGACUGUGCGAUAAAUCUCCAGACCGGAGCGGCUCUUCCCCGGAGUCAUGUGUAUCCCCUGUCUCAAGAGGAAACUGCGGCUAUGGAGACAUACAUAGCCGAGUCCUUGGCACAGGGAUACAUACGGUUCUCUACUUCCCCAGUCUCUUCGAGUUUCUUCUUUGUGAAGAAGAAGGACGGGGGAUUGCGCCCGUGUAUUGAUUAUCGUAGUCUCAAUCAGAUCACAGUUAAAUACAGCUACCCACUUCCACUGAUUGCGACGAUGACGGAGUCAUUACGCGGAGCGCGGUUCUUCACAAAGUUGGAUCUCAGGAGCGCGUACAAUCUGGUGCGCAUUAGGGAGGGGGAUGAAUGGAAGACAGCAUUUAGCACCACCUCGGGUCAUUACGAGUAUCUCGUCAUGCCAUACGGUUUAAUGAAUGCUCCUUCAGUCUUCCAAUCCUUUGUUGACGAGAUUUUCCGGGACAUGCAUGGGCAGGGAGUAGUAGUUUACAUUGACGACAUCCUAGUGUACUCUGCUACUCGAGCCGAGCAUGUAGCCCAGGUACGCCGAGUGUUGAGACGACUGUUGGAGCAUGACUUGUAUGUCAAGGCAGAGAAAUGCCUGUUCUUCCAGGAGUCCGUCUCCUUUUUGGGUUAUCGGUUGUCCGCGUCUGGUGUGGAGAUAGAGGUAGACCGGGGUAUCGGCCGUGCGUAAUUGGCAAACUCCAACCACUGUAAAAGAGGUGCAGCAGUUCUUGGGUUUUGCUAAUUACUACCGGAAGUUUAUUCGGGGUUUUGGACAGGUUGCAGCUCCCAUUACGUCCCUGCUAAAGGGGGGUCCGGUUCGCUUGCAGUGGUCGGCUGAGGCGGACAGGGCAUUUGUCAAACUUAAGAACCUGUUCACCUCGGCUCCUGUGCUGGCGCAUCCGGAUCCCUCUUUACCAUUCCAGGUUGAGGUAGACGCGUCCGAGACUGGUAUUGGGGCAGUUCUAUCACAACGGUCCGGCACGCCACCUAAACUCCGCCCCUGUGCGUUCUACUCCAAGAAGCUCAGCGCGGCGGAGAGUAACUAUGAUGUCGGGGACAGGGAGCUGUUAGCCGUAGUCCAGGCCCUAAAGGUGUGGAGGCAUUGGCUUGAGGGGGCUCAACACCCUUUCCUCAUUCUGACGGAUCACCGUAACCUGGAGUACAUCCGGGCAGCUAGGAGAUUGAACCCUCGUCAGGCUAGGUGGAACAUGUUCCUAACCCGGUUCGUUUUUAAGAUCACAUACAUCCCUGGGUCCCAGAAUGGUAAGGCAGACGCCCUGUCCCGGCGGUAUGACACAGAGGAGAGGUCCAACGAGCCUACUUCCAUACUGCCGGAGUCUUGUUUGGUGGCUCCGGUGGUGUGGGAGGUCGAUUCAGAAAUCGAGCGGGCACUGCGUACCGACCCUACUCCCCCCGAGUGUCCUGUGGGGCGGACGUACGUUCCGCUCGAGAUUCGUGAUCGACUUAUUUAUUGGGCUCAUACAUCACCCUCCUCUGGACAUCCAGGUAUUGGCCGGACAUUGCACUGUCUUAGCAUGAAAUACUGGUGGCCAACGUUAGCCAGGGAUGUGAGGGUUUAUGUCUCCUCCUGCUCGGUGUGUGCCCAGUGUAAGGCGCCUAGACAUUUGCCCAGGGGUAAGCUACAUCCCCUGCCCGUUCCACAACGACCAUGGUCCCACCUAUCGGUGGAUUUCGUAACCGACCUUCCCCCCUCCCAGGGGAAUACCACCAUUUUGGUCGUUGUGGAUCGGUUUUCCAAGGCCUGUCGUCUCCUUCCCAUGCCGGGUAUCCCUACUGCCCUACAAACCGCUGAGGCCCUAUUCACCCAUGUUUUCCGGCACUAUGGGGUCCCCGAGGAUAUUGUGUCUGACCGAGGUCCCCAGUUCACUUCCAGAGUUUGGGGAGCGUUCAUGGAACGGUUGGGGGUCUCGGUAAGCCUUACCUCGGGGUACCACCCAGAGAGUAAUGGGCAGGUGGAACGUGUCAACCAGGAUGUGGGUAGGUUUUUGAGGUCCUAUUGCCGGGACCGGCCGGAGGAGUGGUCGAGGUUCAUCCCCUGGGCAGAGAUGGCCCAGAACUCUCUCCGCCACUCCUCCACCAACUUAACACCUUUCCAGUGUGUUUUAGGUUAUCAGCCGGUCCUGGCACCGUGGCACGAGAGCCAGAUCGAGGCCCCUGCGGUGGACGAGUGGAUUCGGACGAGUGAAUAGUUAUGCACGCUCAAGUUUUCUGUUUUUCUGUCAUAUUUCUUGUUUGUUUCACCCCAAAAAUAUUUUGCAUCUUCAAAGUGGUAGGCAUGUCGUGUAAAUCAAAUGAUACAAACCCCCCCAAAAUCCAUUUUAAUUCCAGGUUGUAAGGCAACAAAAUAGGAAAAAUGCCAAGGGGGGUGAAUACUUUCGCAAGCCACUGUAUAUACUGGGAGUACCAGUACCGAGUCGAUAUUCAGGGAUACGAGGUAAUUGAGGUAGCUACAGUGCAUUCGGAAAGUACUAAGACCCCUUGACUUUUUCCACAUUUUGAUACGUUACAGCCUUAUUCUAAAAUUGAUGAAAUUGUUUUUUUCCCCUCAUCAAUCUACACACAAUACCACAUAAUGACAAAGUGAAAACAGGUUUUUAGAAAUGUUUGCUAAUUUAUAAAAUAAAAUAAACUGAUAUCACAUUUACAAACGUAUUCAGACCCUUUGUUAUGAGACUCGAAAUUGAGCUCAGGUGCAUCCUGUUUCCAUUGAUCAUCCUUGAGAUGUUUCUACAACAUGAUUGGAGUCCACCUGCGGUAAAUUCAAUUGUUUGGACAUGGUUUGGAAAGGCACACACCUGUCUAUAAAAGGUCCCACAGUUGACAGUGCAUAUCAGAGCAAAAACCAUGCCUUGAGGUCGAAGGAAUUGUCCGUAGAGCUCAGAGACAGGAUUGCGUCGAGGCACAGAUCUGGGGAAGGGUACCAAAACAUUUCUGCAGCGUUGAAGGUCCCCAAGAACACAGUAGCCUCCAUCAUUCUUAAAUGGAAGAAGUUUGGAACCACCAAGACUCUUAGUAGAGCUGGCCGCCCGGCCAAACUGAGCAAUUGGGGGAGAAGCGUUUUUUUCAGGGAGGUUACCAAGAACCCGAUGGUCACAUUGACAGAGCUCCAGAGUUCGUCUGUGGAGAUGGGAGAACCUUCCAGAAGGACAACCAUCUCUGCAGCACUCCACCAGUCAGGCCUUUAUGGUAGAGUGGCCAGACGGAAGGCACUCCUCAGAAAAGGCACAUGACAGCCUGCUUGGAAUUUGCCAAAAGGCACCUAAAGGACUCAGACCAUUAGAAACAAGAUUCUCUUGUCGGAUUAAACAAAGAUUGAACUCUUUGGCCUCUUUGACCCGAUCGAACAUCUCUGGAGAGACCUGAAAAUAGCUGUGCAGCGACGCUCCCCAUCCAACCUGACAGAGCUUGAGAGGAUCUGCAGAGAAUAAUGUGAGAAACUCCCCAAAUACAGGUGUGCGAAGCCUGUAGCAUCAUACCCAAGAAGACUCAAGGCUGUAAUCGCUGCCAAAGGUGCUUCUGUAGGUAGGGGUAAAGUGACUAGACAGCAGGAUAAAUAAUAGACUGAGCUGUAGCAGCAGUAUACUGUAGAUAGGGGUAAAGUGACUAGGCAACAGGAUAGAUAAUAGACAGUAGCAGCAGUAUACUGUAGGUAGGGGUAAAGUGACUAGACAACAUAAUAGAUAAUAGACUGAGCUGUAGCAGCAGUAUACUGUAGGUAGGGGUAAAGUGACUAGACAACAGGAUAUAUAAUAGACUGAGCUGUAGCAGCAGUAUACUGUAGGUAGGGGUAAAGUGACUAGACAACAGGAUAGAUAAUAGACAGUAGCAGCAGUAUACUGUAGGUAGGGGUAAAGUGACUAGACAACAGGAUAGAUAAUAGACUGAGCUGUAGCAGCAGUAUACUGUAGGUAGGGGUAAAGUGACUAGACAACAGGAUAGAUAAUAGACUGAGCUGUAGCAGCAGUAUACUGUAGGUAGGGGUAAAGGGACUAGACAACAGGAUAGAUAAUAGACAGUAGCAGCAGUAUACUGUAGGUAGGGGUAAAGUGACUAGACAACAGGAUAGAUAAUAGACAGUAGCAGCAGUAUACUGUAGGUAGGGGUAAAGGGACUAGACAACAGGGUAGAUAAUAGACAGUAGCAGCAGUAUACUGUAGGUAGGGGUAAAGUGACUAGACAACAGGAUAGAUAAUAGACUGAGCUGUAGCAGCAGUAUACUGUAGGUAGGGGUAAAGUGACUAGACAACAGGAUAUAUAAUAGACUGAGCUGUAGCAGCAGUAUACUGUAGGUAGGGGUAAAGUGACUAGACAACAGGAUAGAUAAUAGACAGUAGCAGCAGUAUACUGUAGGUAGGGGUAAAGUGACUAGACAACAGGAUAGAUAAUAGACUGAGCUGUAGCAGCAGUAUACUGUAGGUAGGGGUAAAGGGACUAGACAACAGGAUAGAUAAUAGACAGUAGCAGCAGUAUACUGUGUAGGGGUAGGGUAAAGGGACAGUAGCAGCAUAUACUGUGUAGGGUAAGAUAAUAGAACAGUAGCAGCAGUAUACUGUAGGUAGGGGUAAAGUGACUAGACAACAGGAUAGAUAAUAGACUGAGCUGUAGCAGCAGUAUACUGUAGGUAGGGGUAAAGGGACUAGACAACAGGAUAGAUAAUAGACUGAGCUGUAGCAGCAGUAUACUGUAGGUAGGGGUAAAGUGACUAGACAACAGGAUAUAUAAUAGACUGAGCUGUAGCAGCAGUAUACUGUAGGUAGGGGUAAAGUGACUAGACAACAGGAUAGAUAAUAGACAGUAGCAGCAGUAUACUGUAGGUAGGGGUAAAGUGACUAGACAACAGGAUAGAUAAUAGACUGAGCUGUAGCAGCAGUAUACUGUAGGUAGGGGUAAAGUGACUAGACAACAGGAUAGAUAAUAGACUGAGCUGUAGCAGCAGUAUACUGUAGGUAGGGGUAAAGGGACUAGACAACAGGAUAGAUAAUAGACAGUAGCAGCAGUAUACUGUAGGUAGGGGUAAAGUGACUAGACAACAGGAUAGAUAAUAGACUGAGCUGUAGCAGCAGUAUAUGUGGAGCAGUAGCAGCAAUGUAUGUUGUGAGUGUGUGUCGUCAGUGUGCAUGUGUGCGUAUGUUAUGUGUGUGUAGGCGUAUGUACAAGUAAUGUGUGUGUGUGUGUGUGUGUGUAUUGGGGUGUCAGUGUAAGUAUGUGUGAGUGUAUGGGUAGAGACCAGUGUGUGUGUGCAUAGAGUCAGUGCAAGAGAGUUAGUUCAAAAAAGGGUCAAUGCAGGUAGUCCAGGUAGACAUUUGAUUAGCUAUUUAGCAGCCUAGUUUAGCAGUCUUAUAGCUUGGGGGUAGAAGCUGUUCAGGGUCCUGCUGGUUCCAGACUUGGUGCACUGGUACCGCUUGCCGUGGGCUUUCCUCUGACACAGAGGUCCUGGAUGGCAGGGAGCUCGGCCCCAGUGAUGUACUGGGCUGUACUCACCAUCCUCUGUUGCGCCUUGCAGUCGGGUGCCUUGCAGUUGCCAUACCAAGCGGUGAUGCAGCCAGUCGAGAUGCUCUCAAUGGUGCAGCUGUAGAACUUUUUGAGGAUUUGACGGCCCAUGCCAAAUCUUUUCAGCCACCUGAAGGGGGAAGAGACGCUGUCGUGCCAUCUUCACAACACCAAAAGUAUUGGGAUAAAUUCACUUAUGUGUAUUCAAGUAGUAAAAAGUUAAGUAUUUGGUCCCAUUUUCCUAGUACGCAAUGGCUACAUUAAGCUUGUGACUGUACAACUUGUUGGAUGCAUUUGCUGUUGUGUUGGUUGUGUUUCAGAUUAUUUUGUGUCCAAUAGAAAUUAAUGGUAAAUAAUGUAUUUUGUAAUUUUGGAGUGGCUUUUAUUGUAAAUAAGAAUAUAAUAUGUUUUCUAAACACUUCUACAUUCAUGUGGAUGCUACCAUGAUUACGGAUAAUCCUGAAUGAAUCGUGAGUAAUGAUAAGUAAGAAAGUUACAGAUGCACAAAUAUCAUAACCCCAAGACAUGUUAACCCCUCAACAUUACCAUUACAAUAACAGGGGAGGUUAGCAUUUUUGGGGGGUAUGAUCUUUGACCCUUUGUAACUUUCUCCACUCAUCAUUAUUCACAAGUCUUUAACUUUUACUUCAAAGUCAUUGUAUCAUUUAAAAUCCAAAGUGCUGGGGGGGGGGGGGGGGGGGGGGGGUCACUGUGGGAGUCACUGUGGGAUGAAUUGAGAUACUUUUUGAAGAGGUAUUUUCCAUAGAACUGUACAGAGUGUCGUUGUUUGUCGCUAACCUAUUACUAGUUCGACGUGUUUUUCUAUAUUCUACAUAUGGUUUGUUGACAUAUGACAUGGACCUUGACACAGAUGAUACACAUCUGAUGUGUUUGUUGAUUUCCAGCUAUCGGACAUCCUCAGUACCGUCCAGCGAGGGAUGCAGGGAGUGGAGAAGCACUGUCAGAGGAUAGAGAAGUUCUGUGAUAUGGUGGAGACAGCCAUGUUGACUGACAUCGAUACGUUCUUGGCCGGGGAGAAAUGGUCUCCCCAGGAUAUCAAGGCCAUCUUGGCGGUGCACACAGAGAGCAUCAGGCUGAUGAAGAGGAUAGAGACUGAGACCCGCGUCAACAUGAUCCUGGUCAGGUGUCACCAUUACCAGACAAACUGCCUGCCCUACCCACAGGCUCUCAUCUUUACUAUUCACUCCAGGCUCCCCUCCAUCGUUAAGAAGAAGAACCUCGAACUGAUGGAGGUUUGUUAAAUAGAACAUUAGUAUACCAUAGUUUUUGUUGUUGUUUUUGAAGCUCGUCUAAAUACCAGAUACUCUACCUACAGUCAUGAAGUAAACUUUAGACUUCAUGCAUAUUUCAUGCUCAGGCUAUUCAUAUUUUGAAGUUAUUGUAACUGCGUUGAGGAUCUUUGACCGGUACUACUUUUUGGUUAUACUUUCCUCUCCAUCUGUUCAAUCAGGUGAUCAGAGGAGCUCUUAAGAAGCUGGAUAAAGACAUUUUUACAUUGGAAGAGUUUGUGGAGCAUCUGACCUUCCUGAGUCGGAUAUCUGUGCAGAUUCCCACUCUGCAGAGACAGUAUCAGCUCCUCAUCCAGCUCUAUAGUAUGGCUAAAGAGUACCAGAUCGCUAUCUCUCCUGAGGAGCUGGCUUUGUACCAGCACCUCGUCCCCAGCUUCCAGCAUCUCAAAUCCACUGUCAUGAUCUGUGAAACCAAGAGGGAUGACAACAUCUUCAAGUUCAGUGUUGAUCUGGGCAAACACUUAAAUCAACUCAGAUUUGAGCUUGUUCUGGUCAAAAUGAAGGUACGGUUGAUCUUCUAGCAGUUAUUGUGCUUUAUUCCCCUCCUUAAUACUCAAUAAGAGUCAUUAUUCUUGAUUGUGAUUUCCUCUUCCUGACAAAGCUGCCUAGCCUGGUCUCACACCUGUUCAAACUGCCAAUGGUUUGACAAUGAUUACCAUAGGAGUUGGCAAGACACCGCAAACAUAUUUAGGACCGGGCUAAGAGAUGUCACAAAUCUCUUAUUUCUCAGGUGAACAAUCCCAUCCUGCUUUGCUCCUACACGUCUCCCAAAGUGGCCAAUGAGAUCCUCCAGGCUCUCUCAGAGGAGGUGGCCAUCUACUCCAGUAAGGCAUACAGCUACACCAGCUACGGAGAGCUCCUGAGAAACUCUUUCUCUAUGAAGAAGAUCUGCACUGUGGUCCGCAUGAAGCAGGGCCGUGGUUCAAACGCUGCCGAAGUGGAGGCAGAGCUGUCUGAGGUGGACUGUGCUCUGACGCUGAGGAAGAUGCUCUGGGGGAUGCAGGAGGAGUGGGAUAAACAGUGCGGCCUUUGGAGAGCCACCACCUUCGAGCUGCUCAAUGUGGACGACCUGCAGAAUGAUGUCAGCCGCUUUACACAGACCAUCUACAUGUUAGAGAAAGGUGGGGCUUUCAGGUCUCUGAGUGAUAUUUUAAAAUCAUUAUCGUUGGGAUUCACCACCGUGUCAUUUCAGGUUGUUCUCUGUUAUCACAAGUAUUUCUGUGUUAAAUUAUGACGUGUGAAUGUAAAGGAAUUAAUUUAUGUGAAACAACUGAUAAACAUUGUUUUCUUUGUCAUUCAGGUUUACCUGAAAACAACAUAGUUCCCAUUCUGAAGCAGAAGGUGAUGGACUUCAAGCUUUGUCUGCCCAUCAUCGUAGCUCUCAGGAACCCUUAUCUCCGUCAGAGACACUGGGAAGACAUCCAGAGCUAUAUCGGACGAUUCUUCACCAAAGAGGAUAACUUCACCCUUGGAAACCUCUUGGACAUAAAGGUAGGGCAUCUUUAGAUGAAUGGUAGCAAUGAAAUACAGUGAGGGAAAAAAGUAUUUGAUCCCCUGCUGAUUUUGUACGUUUGCCCACUGACAAAGAAAUGAUCAGUCUAUAAUUUUAAUGGUAGGUUUAUUUGAACAGUGAGAGACAGAAUAACAACAAAAAAAUCCAAAAAAACGCAUGUCAAAAAUGUUAUAAAUUGAUUUGCAUUUUAAUGAGGGAAAUAAGUAUUUGACCCCCUCUCAAUCAGAAAGAUUUCUGGCUCCCAGGUGUCUUUUAUACAGGUAACGAACUGAGAUUAGGAGCACACUCUUAAAGGGAGUGCUCCUAAUCUCAGUUUGUUACCUGUAUAAAAGACACCUGUCCACAGAAGCAAUCAAUCAAUCAGAUUCCAAACUCUCCACCAUGGCCAAGACCAAAGAGCUUUCCAAGGAUGUCAGGGACAAGAUUGUAGACCUACACAAGGCUGGAAUGGGCUACAAGACCAUCGCCAAGCAGCUUGGUGAGAAGGUGACAACAGUUGGUGCGAUUAUUUGCAAAUGGAAGAAACACAAAAGACCUGUCAAUCUCCCUUGGCCUGGGGCUCCAUGCAAGAUCUCACCUCGUGGAGUUGCAAUGAUCAUGAGAACGGUGAGGAAUCAGCCCAGAACUACACAGGAGGAUCUUGUCAGUGAUCUCAAGGCAGCUGGGACCAUAGUCACCAAGAAAACAAUUGGUAACACACUACGCCAUUAAGGACUGAAAUCCUGCAGCGCCCGCAAGGUCCCCCUGCUCAAGAAAGCACAUAUACAGGGCCGUCUGAAGUUUGCCAAUGAACAUCUGAAUGAUUCAGAGGAGAACUGGGUGAAAGUGUUGUGGUCAGAUGAGACCAAAAUGGAGCUCUUUGGCAUCAACUCAACUCGCCGUGUUUGGAGGAGGAGGAAUGCUGCCUAUGACCCCAAGAACACCAUCCCCACCGUCAAACAUGGAGGUGGAAACAUUAUGCUUUGGGGGUGUUUUUCUGCUAAGGGGACAGGACAACUUCACCGCAUCAAAGGGACGAUGGACAGGGCCAUUUACCGUCAAAUCUUGGGUGAGAACUUCCUUCCCUCAGCCAGGGCAUUGAAAAUGGGUCGUGGAUGGGUAUUCCAGCAUGACAAUGACCCAAAACACACGGCCAAGGCAACAAAGGAGGGGCUCAAGAAGAAGCACAUUAAGGUCCUGGAGUGGCCUAGCCAGUCUCCAGACCUUAAUCCCAUAGAAAAUCUGUGGAGGGAGCUGAAGGUUCGAGUUGCCAAACGUCAGCCUCGAAACCUUAAUGACUUGGAGAAGAUCUGCAAAGAGGAGUGGGACAAAAUCCCUCCUGAGAUGUGUGCAAAACUGGUGGCCAACUACAAGAAACGUCUGACCUCUGUGAUUGCCAACAAGGGUUUUGCCAUCAAGUACUAAGUCAUGUUUUGCCGAGGGGUCAAAUACUUAUUUCCCUCAUUAAAAUGCGAAUCAAUUUAUAAUAUUUUUGACAUGCGUUUUUCUGGAUUUUUUUGUUGUUAUUCUGUCUCUCACUGUUCAAACAAACCUACCAUUAAAAUUAUAGACUGAUCAUUUCUUUGUCAGUGGGCAAACUUACUAAAUCAGCAGGGGAUCAAAUACUUUUUUCCCUCACUGUAUCUACCUAGCUUUUCUGAUAAUUUCUGGCAAAACUUUCAGAAAUCACAUUCAGGGCCAUUUCUAAGUUCUAACAUUGCGAUCAUGAUAUGUUAUUUUUUUAAUCUACUUUAGUUGAAUCCGCUAUUUGUAAGUGGCUCUGGAUAAUAGCAUCUACUAAAUGACUAUAAUCUGAACGUAACAUUAUAUUCUACAUUUCCCUCUGUGACAUGUAUGCAGAUUCUUCAGCAAAGUGGUUUGAUAGGGGACAUCUCCACUACUGCCACCAAUGAGGCCACUUUAGAGAGCAUCCUGUACAAAGUGAUUGACCUGUGGAGGAGCACGGACUUCCGUCUGAUCACCCACCAGUCUGACACGUCCACGGUGAAGAUCAUCGCCUCGGCAGACGACAUCAUGGCACAGCUGGAAGAGAGCCAGACCACUAUCAUGAGCAUCAAGGCAUCCCGCUAUGCUGAGCCUAUCAAGGUGAGGUGUCAUUUAAAUCUGACUGGAGAGACGUCAUGAUUCGUUAAAAAAAUGACAUGAUUCGAAUAAAUAUUGCCCCUUUUCAUAUCAUAGAUUCUAGAAAUUAGUCUUUCGCUUUAAAACCCAUUUAUGCAGAAUUUGGGAAAUAAUGAAAUCACUCUGUUAUUUCAAGAAAAAAGACAAGUUAAGUUCUCUCAAUCUUGCAGUUUUGUCAGUUGUUGGGGGACGAGGUGGUAUUCUUUAGCCUGUUCUCAGAUCUGUGUGUUCUGUCUUGCCAACUCCUAUGGACAGUGUCAUGCCACACUGCGUAACAAUGACCAUAGGAGUUGGUAAGACAGAACAAACAGACCUGGGACCAGGCUAAGUAUUAUUGUGUGUGAUGUCAGUCUGGUCUCUCUCUUGUUUAGUAUCUGAUAGAUGAAUGGGAGAGGAAGCUGAACCAGUUCUCUCAUACUCUGGAGGAGUGGGUCAUGUGUCAGAAGAGAUGGCUCCACCUGGAGCCUAUCUUCUCUGCCGGAGGGAUUCAGAGGCAAGGCAGCUAUUGUUGUUUGACCUUGUGUAUGACGCUUUUUUAACCUGUGUGUGUUGUAGUUACAGAUGAUGUGUAUAAUGGCACUUUGGUUUGUAUUGUUUAUUGUGUUGUCUUGUCUGUGUUUCAUCUGCUGCUGACAAUUCAUCUAUACUGAACAAAAAUAUAAACGCAACAUGCAACAAUUUCGAUGAUUUUACUGAGUUACAGUUCAUAUAAAGAAAUCAGUUAAUUUAAAUAAAUUCAUUAGGCCCUAAUCUAUGGAUUUCACAUGAUUGGGCAGGGGCGCAGCCAUGGGGUUGCCUGGGAGGGCAUAGGCCCACCCACUGGGGAGCCAGGCCCAGCCAAUUAGAAUACGUUUUUUCCCCACAAAAGGGUUUUAUUAUAGACAGAAAUACUCCUCAAUUUCAUCAACUGUCUGGGUGGCUGGCCUCAGAAGAUACCACAGGUUGAAGAAGCCGGAUGUGGAGGUCCUGGGCUGGCGUGGUUACACGUGGUGUGCGGUUGUGAGGCAUGUUGGACGUACUGCCAAAUUCUCUAAAACGACGUUGGAGGUGGCUUAUGGUAGAGAAAUGAACAUUAAAUUCUCUUGCAACAGCUCUGGUGGACAUUCCUGCAGUCAGCAUGCCAAUUGUGCACUCCCUCAGAACUUGAGACAUCUGUGGCAUUGUGUUGUGUGACAAAACUGCACAUCUAAGUGGCCUUUUAUUGUCCCCAGAACAAGGUGCACCUGUGUAAUGAUCAUGCUGUUUAAUCAGCUUCUUUUGAUAUGCUGCACCUGUCAGGUGGAUGGAUUAUCUUGGCAAAGGAGAAAUGCUCACUAACAGGGAUGUAAACAAAUUUGUGCACAACAUUUGCGAGACAUAAGCUUUUUGUUCGUAUGGAACAUUUCUGGGAUCUUUUUAUUUCAGCUCAUGAAACAUGGGACCAACACUUUACAUGUUGCGUUUAUAUUUUUGUUCAGUAUAUUUCUGGUUGAUGAUUUUGGAAAUUGUUCUUUUGACUGCACUUUGAAGACAUAACUUUCACAUGUAGUCAUCUAAUCUGAUAUAAUGUGGGGUAGAUAUCUACCUGGAGUAGGUUAAAGGUCCAAUGAGGCCGUUUCUAUCUCAAUAUCUAAUCAUUUCUUCGUAACAAUUAAGCACCUUACUGUGAUUGUUUUCAAUUAAAAUGGUACCCCCAAAAUGUUUUGCUUCUUAGCAAAGGGCAAAUUCUGUGAGUGAUCUGAGUGGGGAGGGGUGAACUGGAACUCUCUUUCUUAUUGGUCUAUUAACUAAUUUACUUCAUGGCGAUGUCACCAGGCAGGCCAAAACUCCAUCCCACCAAAACAGGCUGAAAUUUCAGUCGGUCUUUUCCAACAGCUCUUACAGGGCAUUAUUAUAAUUUUCACAAUUUCACAGUAUUAUUCCAACCUCAUAGUGUGUAAAUACUGUAUAUAUAAAACACAGGAAAAUCACGUUUUUGAGUGCACUUGGCCUUUAAGAAGACUCAAAAUAUAGUACAAAAAAUAUGAUUUAAUGUAAUCCAAAAUAUGUAAUUUUCUGACUUGAAAUGAAUGAACCUCUUUCUACUAGACAGCUCCCAGCGGAGGCCAAGGUGUUCCUGCAGGUGGAUCAAUCAUGGAAGGAGAUCAUGCGGAGGACAGAUGACAGGCCUAAUGCCCUGAGAGCAGCUACUGCCCCUGGGGUCCUGGAGAUGCUGCAGGCUGGCAACAUCCACCUGGAGAAGAUACAGAAGUGUCUGGAGGUACUGGAGGGAGUUAGGGUGCCUGGGUGCCAGACUGUUUCUGCUAUCUGGAGGGAGUUAGGGUGCCUGAGUGCCAGACUGUUUCUGCUAUCUGGAGGGAGUUAGGGUGCCUCGGUGCCAGACUGUUUCUGCUAUCUGGAGGGAGUUAGGGUGCCUGGGUGCCAGACUGUUUCUGCUAUCUGGAGGGAGUUAGGGUGCCUGAAUGCCAGACUGUUUCUGCUAUCUGGAGGGAGUUAGGGUGCCUCGGUGCCAGACUGUUUCUGCUAUCUGGAGGGAGUUAGGGUGCCUGGGUGCCAGACUGUUUCUGCUAUCUGGAGGGAGUUAGGGUGCCUGAAUGCCAGACUGUUUCUGCUAUCUGGAGGGAGUUAGGGUGCCUCGGUGCCAGACUGUUUCUGCUAUCUGGAGGGAGUUAGGGUGCCUGAGUGGCAGACUGUUUCUGCUAUCUGGAGGGAGUUAGGGUGCCUCGGUGCCAGACUGUUUCUGCUAUCUGGAGGGAGUUAGGGUGCCUGGUUGCCAGAAUGUUUCUGCUAUCUGGAGGGAGUUAGGGUGCCUGGGUGCCAGAAUGUUUCUGCUAUCUGGAGGGAGUUAGCAGAAACAGUCUGGCACCCAGGCACCCUAACUCUCUCCUGAUAGCAGAAACAGUCUGGCACCCUAUCAGGAGGGAGUUAGGGUGCCUGGGUGCCAGACUGUUUCUGCUAUCUGGAGGGAGUUAGGGUGCCUGGGUGCCAGACUGUUUCUGCUAUCAGGAGGGAGUUAGGGUGCCUGGGUGCCAGACUGUUUCUGCUAUCUGGAGGGAGUUAGGGUGCCUGGGUGCCAGACUGUUUCUGCUAUCUGGAGGGAGUUAGGGUGCCUGGGUGCCAGACUGUUUCUGCUAUCUGGAGGGAGUUAGGGUGCCUGGGUGCCAUAAUGUUUUUGCUAUCUUGUCAACUCCUUGUCAUUCAUUGUCAUCUCAAACAUGACAAUUCCAUAAUGAGUAGAAACAGAUUGGCACCCAGGCUAGCAUACCACAUGAUACAGCAGACUGGCGCCCAGGCUAGCAUACCACAUGAUACAGCAGACUGGCCCCAGGCUAGCAUACCACAUGAUACAGCAGACUGGCCCCAGGCUAGCAUACCACAUGAUACAGCAGACUGGAACCCAGGCUAGCAUACCACAUGAUACAGCAGACUGGAACCCAGGCUAGCAUACCACACGAUACAGCAGACUCUCAAAAGGACAAUGCACUUAAUUUCCUGUCUGUAGGGUCAGCUGGGCUGUAAAACCUCACACAUUUUCAUUCGCAACUCUCAAACAACAUUUAUGUUAUCCUAGUUACUUUCAGAGUUGCCGUUUAUUUCAACACUUGACUGUUUGUUUCGUUUUCUGCAGGAUUAUCUUGAAUCCAAAAGAACAGUUUUCGCAAGAUUCUACUUCCUCAGCAAUGAGGAGCUGCUGGAUGUUCUGUCACAGAGCAAAAACCCCAACGCCAUUCAGGUUCCCAUCUCAUAUUAUAGGCUAACCAUCCAAGAGGAAAUUACUCUAUUUUGUUUCCAACCAUAAGCAGCAGCUGAAAGUUAGUAUUUCACUUUUAUACAGUAGACUCUCAAAAGCACAAUGCACUUAAUUUCCUGUCUGUAGGGUCAGCUGGGCUGUAACGUCGUCCCCAGGCUCAAUUGCUACCGCAUAUAGAGACGGGUAACACUGCUUCAAAAUGGGAAAGGGGUGUGGUUAGAAUCGAGGCGGGAGAUGGAGCGAGCCUGCUACAGAUGUAGGAUCUUAAUUUGAACCAGUUUACUACUUAAGGAAAAUAUUGAAUUAUUAUGUGGAUUGUAAUUAAUGGAAAUUUUUUGUAGGUGUUGCUAAAAAUUUUUUUAUGUCAAAUGAAGUCUGACAUAUUUAAGUGAAAAUUACAAACUUUAAAAGCCUGUUUAAACCUCAAAUACACUGGAAAUUUCUCAGCAACAAAAUAGUGAUCAAAUUAAGAUCCUACAUCUGUACAGUUGUAUUAGAUGGGACUUUGAAAAAUGAUGAACAUUGACCAUAUUAUUUUUGGGAAGCCCAAUUUGAUUCUGAGUUCGAGCAUAUAAACGUAUAUGUGAAAACUAUUUCUAAGAUGCGUACCUACAGCUUUUCUCAACUCACUUCCUUGUUUAUAUCCUUGUGCUGCUUGUGCUCUGAAGUCCAGAAUGUAGUGCAAGGUUAUUCUGAGGGUUAUGCUAGAUGGUGAUGAAUUGAGACAUCAGCCAAUUAAAACCAGUGGCUGUUUCGUCCUGCCAUAGGCUUUCAUUGAAGUUCCAUUCUGAGGCGCUGUGAAACCAGACGGUUCGACAGAGAGAGAGCCGGCUGGUGGACGAGAUUAGCUGGGCUUUAAAAGCUUGUACAAAACGUUCAGACAUUUUUAUUCAGAACUUUCAAACAACAUUUAUGUUAAUUCAAUCAAUUUAAUUCAAUCCAUUCUCUACAACACUUUUAAGCCUCAUCUUGCAAAAUGCUUCAGCAACAUCCGUCACCUGGACAUCCAGGAACAUGCUACGAUCCACCACGUAGUGGCAACCAUACGUUCAGCCGAGGGCGAAACUGUGACCAUGCCAAAGUAAAUAGUUUAAUCAUUGAUAGUCAACCAAAUGGAAACAUUUACAUUUAGGCCUAAUUCAUGUUUUUUUUCUGUUACCGAGAAUCCCAAAACAACUCUUUCUUCUCUUUGAAUUCUUUAGAAAUGUUCAAAUACGUGGGCCUGUGGAGCAAUGGAUGGGAAACGUGGAAACAGCGAUGUACAACACAGUGAAAAGGUACAGUAACCAUUUUGCAUGCAGCUUUUUCUUUCCUGUUCAAAACGUGUUGAUACUGUAUAUUAGGGGUGUAACGAUUCAUCUACUACAUCGAUGUAUCGAUUUAUAUUCAUAUGAUCCAACUACAUCGAUCUGUGCACGGCGAGUUGGCCUUUUGGACAACAUAUAUCGAUCUAAUAUCGUUUUAAAAUGUAAUAAAUCGAUUGUAUCGAUACUAGGAAAUAACCCAUUGGAUUUAAGCACGUCAGACUUUAUAUGCAGGGGUGCACAUAACUGGUACGCAGAUACGCAAGUGCGACAAAUUACUACGCGCCUUUGCGUACUUGACCGAUCUUCUCAUCUAACCUUACACAUGACAUGUUGCUUGUCAACUACUGUCAGGGAUGUCCAAAAAGCAACAGACAUUAAGCAGCCUUUUUGGUGUUUCGCCACCUACAAAGAAACGCCAACUGGAGCCAGAGCCGAAGAAAAUACUUUUUUCGGAAAAGUGGCUCCAAGAUGUGCAGUGGCUUGAAGCUAACGAUGAGCGCACUGAAAUGUGGUGCAAGAUUUGCCGCUCAAAUCCACAUCUAGCAGACAAAACAGGUGCAUUUUAUAAAGGCUCAAAGAAUUUCAACCAUCCUUUAUUUGACCAACAUGAAAAGAGCAAGGAGCACACGAAUGUGGCGCAAGCCAUUGCUAAAAGCUAGCCGAGAAUAAAUGCAUAAAGCUAAACACGCACGUCCCAUGUCUUCCUAUUCUGAGGAUGUUCCUUUACUGAAUGCUUUUUGAUGGAUCUGAGGACAUCACAAAAACUGAGCAGGAAAUAGUUUACAUUGUGUCUGUGUCCAGCAACGGAGAGUUUACUUCGGACUUUAUUGGACUGAUUGAAUUGGGUGCUGACCGAACCGCACAGGCCAUAACAGACGGACUUGUGAGACUUUUCCAGGACACAGGCUUGGAUGACACAGACGGGGCUGCUGUCAACGUAGGUAUGGGUAAGUUUCAUAAUACCAGAUGGUCUGCAUGGAGGCAUGAAACACUGUUAAAAAUAUCAAGACUAUUGCCAGCCAUUAAAAUGCAACUGGUUACCAGGUAUUUAUUUCAGUCACACUGGUUGAAUUUUUGGCUAAAAGGUUACUGAAUCGAUUUCAAGUCACUGAAUCGUUUCGGAUCGUAUCGUUCUAAAUGAACCAAUAUCGUCCUUGAAUCGUAUCGACAACCACGAAUCGUGAUACAAAUCGAAUCGUUGUUAAAACGAAUCGUUACACCCCUACUGUAUAUCCAAGUGAACUUUUAGCCUGAUACCGUCAUCAUGUUUCAAAUAAUUUCAGGCGCUUGAAGUUAGGAGUGUCCGAAUGGAAUCCGAAGAACUUUAAGAAAUGGGUCCUCUCUCACCCCGGACAGGUCGUUCUCACCGUGGUAAACCAAAAACCAUUGCAAUGCAUACAUUUAACAGGAAUAUGACCGUUCUCACCAUGUUAAGUUACCAUUGCAAGGAAUAGAUUUAACAGGAAUAUGACCGUUCUCACCAUGUUAAGUUACCAUUGCAAGGAAUAGAUUUAACAGGAAUAUGACCGUUCUCACCAUGUUAAGUUACCAUUGCAAGGAAUAGAUUUAACAGGAAUAUGACCGUUCUCACCAUGUUAAGUUACCAUUGCAAGGUUUAACAGGAAUAUGACCGUUCUCACCAUGUUAAGUUACCAUUGCAAGGUUUAACAGGAAUAUGACCGUUCUCACCAUGUUAAGUUACCAUUGCAAGGUUUAACAGGAAUAUGACCCUUCUCACCAUGUUACGUUACCAUUGCAAGGUUUAACAGGAAUAUGACCGUUCUCACCAUGUUAAGUUACCAUUGCAAGGUUUAACAGGAAUAUGACCGUUCUCACCAUGUUAAGUUACCAUUGCAAGGAAUAGAUUUAACAGGAAUAUGACCGUUCUCACCAUGUUAAGUUACCUUUGCAAGGUUUAACAGGAAUAUGACCGUUCUCACCAUGUUAAGUUACCAUUGCAAGGAAUAGAUUUAACAGGAAUAUGACCGUUCUCACCAUGUUAAGUUACCAUUGCAAGGUUUAACAGGAAUAUGACCGUUCUCACCAUGUUAAGUUACCAUUGCAAGGUUUAACAGGAAUAUGACCGUUCUCACCAUGUUAAAGUUACCAUUGCAAGGAAUAGAUUUAACAGGAAUAUGACCGUUCUCACCAUGUUAAGUUACCAUUGCAAGGAAUAGAUUGAACAGGAAUAUGACCGUUCUCACCAUGUUAAGUUACCAUUGCAAGGUUUAACAGGAAUAUGACCGUUCUCACCAUGUUAAGUUACCAUUGCAAGGUUUAACAGGAAUAUGACCGUUCUCACCAUGUUAAGUUACCAUUGCAAGGUUUAACAGGAAUAUGACCCUUCUCACCAUGUUAAGUUACCAUUGCAAGGUUUAACAGGAAUAUGACCGUUCUCACCAUGUUAAGUUACCAUUGCAAGGUUUAACAGGAAUAUGACCGUUCUCACCAUGUUAAGUUACCAUUGCAAGGAAUAGAUUUAACAGGAAUAUGACCGUUCUCACCAUGUUAAGUUACCUUUGCAAGGUUUAACAGGAAUAUGACCGUUCUCACCAUGUUAAGUUACCAUUGCAAGGAAUAGAUUUAACAGGAAUAUGACCGUUCUCACCAUGUUAAGUUACCAUUGCAAGGUUUAACAGGAAUAUGACCGUUCUCACCAUGUUAAGUUACCAUUGCAAGGUUUAACAGGAAUAUGACCGUUCUCACCAUCUUAAGUUACCAUUGCAAGGUUUAACAGGAAUAUGACCGUUCUCACCAUGUUAAGUUACCAUUGCAAGGUUUAACAGGAAUAUGACCGUUCUCACCAUGUUAAGUUACCAUUGCAAGGUUUAACAGGAAUAUGACCGUUCUCACCAUGUUAAGUUACCAUUGCAAGGAAUAGAUUUAACAGGAAUAUGACCGUUCUCACCAUGUUAAGUUACCUUUGCAAGGUUUAACAGGAAUAUGACCUGUUCUCACCAUGUUAAGUUACCAUUGCAAGGUUUAACAGGAAUAUGACCGUUCUCACCAUGUUAAGUUACCAUUGCAAGGUUUAACAGGAAUAUGACCGUUCUCACCAUGUUAAGUUACCAUUGCAAGGUUUAACAGGAAUAUGACGGGACCUAUUACUAUCCAUCUACACAAUGGAGAAACCCCAACAUGUGUUGAACAGUGUAGCAAGUUCCUCCGGCUCCGUUCACUAGGCUGAUGAAUGUAGAGUGGCUGUUAGCCAAGUAAUCUUAAGAUGUUGUGUCCAACAUGUGUCCAAACCUAGCAUCUGUUUGCCUGCCAACCAUGCGUAUUGCACAAACAUUUUGGCAUUUCUCCACCAUUGCUGUCAUUCCUAGUGCAAACUCAAAAAUAUGGCCGGUGACCGUUCCCCAUGUUGUACCAGCAGGUACAGAUAGGCCUGCUCUCACCUGUUAAGUACCAUUGCAUUCAGAAGACCGCUCACCAUGUGCCGUACCAUUGAGGACAAGGUCAACAGUUUGAUCAUGUCGUUCUCCCUAGUUUAUUUACAUUGAAGUUAGGCCAGUAACUAGUUCAACUUGUUACUCCAUUACCAGAAAACUCCUUUGUUGACCAACAUUUGCUAGGGUUCACUAGGAUUUGAGCAUGUUUAUUUCAAUUUUACAUGUUUCGAAUACUGUGUCAAAUUUAGUGUAGCUUCCAGCGCUGCACAAGACACUUGCAUGACACUAAGGUUGGUAGAAGCAACACAGACUCCAGUACAACAUUGUACCCUUUUCUGUCCACUUCCUGUCAUGGUUCUGUGGUUCAGGUGAGUCCACUGAGCAUGACAGCACCUCUUGUGUCACUGUCCUGCCCAGGCCUCCUAGUAGGCUACAGUCCUGGGACUGACUUCCCCUGGACAAGGGUCACAGCUUUGAUCAUAGUUGCUACUCCUAGUAUUGAUUUUCUUGAAAUACCUGGCCUUAUGUAGACUAGUUCCAAAUCUUUUUGUGUUGUCUAUGAUCAGAAUAACUCCUAUUGUUAGGCCAAACAUAUCUAGGAUCAGGCUAGGACUUCUGAGCAUGUUUUUUUCAAUUUUACUGAGUUUGAGAUGAUUGUUGAUAAUUUAGGUAAGCUUCAGAGCUGCACAAGACUUACUUACAUGAACAACUUAAUGUUGGCUAGUAAGCCAACCAAAACAGAUCUCCAGAUGAAACAUUUGUACUUUUUGUCACUUUUUUGUCAUUGGUUCUGUUGGUUUCAGGCAGCUCCAUUAUGACUGGCAUGACAGCACCUCUCUGUGUUACGUGGUCCAUGCCCAGGCCUCCUUCAUGUAUGGCUAUGAGUACCUGGGCUGUUCCCCUCGACUGGUCAUCACGCCGCUCACUGACCGAUGCUGGCUGACCCUCACCGGGGCCUUGAGCCUCCAUCUGGGGGGAGCGCCCGCCGGACCCUCUGGGACUGGCAAGACAGAGACGGUCAAGGACCUGGCCAAGGUAAGGACCUGUCACUGAAGUAGGAUAAAAACCUGGGAAGUAUUUUUCUUUAGUAAGUUAGUCGGUGUGGACCUGAAAAUGCCAGUAGUAGAAAAAGAGAAUGUCCACACUCUUGGGAAACCACCAUCACUGGCAUCCUUGUAGCUCUGUAUUCAAACUGAUACUGUAUUUACAGGAAGUAAAACCAUGUUGAUGUUGUUUUCCUCUGCAGGCGCUUGGAAAGUUCUGUUUAGUACUGAACUGUUUUGACAGUCUGGACUAUAAGGUAGCCAUGGACAUUUCUAUUCUCAUUAUAACUCUAUAGCUAUUGUACUUUUGAUGCAUUGAAAUAUGUUUGUUCUAGCUCAUUGCAUCAGUUGUAGAGACUGAAGAAGUGGAGUGGAAGUAUGUAUACAUUUUACUGUAUACUGUGAGUUAGUUGCACAAAUGUAGAAAUCAAUAAAGUAGUUGUGUAAUUUAUUUCAUGUCUCUGUGACAUUCCCUUACCAGAUGAUGGGGAAGCUGUACUCUGGCAUGGUGCAGUCUGGUUCCUGGUGUUGUUUUGAUGAGUUUAACUGUAUCAACGUGGAGGUGUUGUCAGUCAUCGCUGCUCAGCUUCAGUCCAUUAAGGCUGCCAUGCAUAGUCACAGUUUACGGUAUGCCUCUGGAACUUACUGUGUUCUUUAGACUGAUUUGUAUUUUUAUGGCUGGGAAGUUUUUCAUUUUACAUUGAUUUAACUGAACAGGUGAAUAGUUUAGUUUGAGCAGUCAAAUAUAUUUGAUAUUUACUCUGUUUUUACCAAAGGUUUGUGUUCGAGGGAAGAGAUAUACGACUGAACGCCUCAUGUGGAUUCUUCAUCACGAUGAAUCCAGGGUAACAUGAUCUGUCAUGUUUAGUUUAAGUUCAUACCCUUUUAAAAACAUUUUAUAACUGUUAAUAAUAUUUUAUAACCUGUUAUAACCUUUCGAAAACAUCGUAGCUAAUACCACAGAAUAGGAACUGUCACGGUUUCGGCCGAGGCUGCUCCUCCUCCUGGUUCGGGCAGGCUUCGGCGGUCGUCGUCCCCGGAGUACUAGCUGCUACCGAUCUAUGUUUCAUGUUCGUUUGGUUUGGUCUUAAUGUUGUACACCUGUGUCUAGUUAGUCCUCGUUAGUGUUCUAUUUAGUUCUCGUUGUGUGUGUCUGUGUUUGUGUGUGAUUGCGCCUCUGUUACGUGUUGGAGCUACAUUUUCCCUCCAGGGUUUGGAGUAGUUUCUUUGCACAUGUUUUGUGCGCAGUUUAUUUUGUCGCCUGUGUGCGCCUGGUAUUCGCCUUCAGGCUUAUUGUGCGUUUGCUUGUGUGAAUUUUGCACUAAAGCCUUUGAACUGAGCCUCUGCGUCCUGCGCCUGAUUCCUACACCACACCCACCUUCAGCACCUUAUGACAGAAUCACACACCCCAAUGGAAUCAGCAGGAUCGGCAGAGACGCCUGUGUCGCUCGAGGAGCAUAUCCGUGGACAAGAUGGCCAGAUUCGACAACUGGAGACCGCUCUACAGGAGGUAAUCUACACCUUGCACCGAUGGGAGGCCAGCCGGGUACCCACACCUCCACCUAUUCUGUCCACCCCAUCGGUCGGUCCACCAGUCCUAGGUUCGGAACCCAGGGGGAUUCGGUUCUCGCUCCCGAGGGCGUAUGACGGAACAGCUGCCGGGUGUCAGGGGUUCCUCCUGCAGGUGGAGCUCUACCUGGCCACUGUACACCCGGUGCCCUCGGGAUACGAGAGCGUUUCCGCCCUCAUCUCCUGUCUCACGGGCAAGGCGUUGGAGUGGGCUAACGCCGAGUGGAGGAGAAUGGACGCCAACACCGUGACCUACGCAGAGUUCUCCCGCCGCUUCAAGGCCGUGUUCGACCAUCCACCUGAGGGCAAAGCGGCGGGGGAGCGUCUAGUCCAGUUGAGACAGGGGAGGAGGAGCGCGCAGGCGUUCGCUCUUGAGUACCGGACUCUAGCGGCUGAUGCAGGGUGGAAUGAGCGGGCUCUCAUCGACCAUUUUCGAUGUAACCUACGAGAGGACGUUCAACGUGAGUUGGCCUGCAGGGAUACCCAUCUUACAUUCGACCAGUUGGUCGAUAUGUCCAUCCGUCUGGACACCCUGCUGGCCACCCGUGGACGUCCCGAGGGGAGUCCGUCCAUUCCGCUCUCCGGCCUCUCCGAGCCGAGCCCUAUGGAGCUCGGGGGUGCCGGCGCUAGAGAACGGAGUAGGAGGAGCCCGAGGGGGCCUGUCUCCUGCACCAAGUGCGGUCGUGGAGGGCACACUGCGGCCAGGUGCUGGGGAGGGUUCUCCGGGGGAGAAGACAACAGGCCACGCACUGGGGGGGCCUCCCAGGUGAGUAGACGUCCCACUUACCCAGAGCUUUCUGUUGCGCACUUUUGUAUACCUGUGUGUUUUCCACAGGUUGCACCUCAUUCCCAGCAUAAGGCGCUCGUAGAUUCAGGCGCAGCUGGGAAUUUUGUUGAUCGGAAGUUUUGUUUUGAGUUAGGGAUCCCUCUCCUACCUGUUCACAAACCUUUUCCCGUUCAUGCCUUAGAUAGCCGUCCGUUGGGGUCGGGGUUGAUCAGGGAGAUCACAGCGCCACUUCGGAUGUGUGCGCAGGGGGGUCAUGAGGAGACUAUACAGCUGUAUCUGAUCGACUCUCCUGCGUACCCAGUGGUGCUGGGGAUUCCUGGUUAAGCACCCACAACCCUGCUAUUUCGUGGCAACAGAGGGCUCUCGAUGGGUGGUCUGCUCAGUGCGAGGGGCGAUGUCUGGGUGUUUCUGUGGGGGCGACUUCGGUGGAGAGUCCAAACCAAGUGCCCGCACUGCACAUUCCGCCUGAAUAUGGGGAUUUAGCUCUCGUGUUUAGCAAAACUAGGGCGACGCAGUUGCCUCCUCAUAGACAGGGGGAUUGUGCGAUUGAUCUCCAGGCAGGAGCAGCGCUCCCACGGAGCCAUGUGUAUCCUUUGUCUCAAGAGGAGAGAAAAGCUAUGGAGACUUACAUAGCCGAAUCUUUGAGACAGGGAUACAUUCGGCCCUCCACUUCUCCCGCCUCCUCGAGUUUCUUUUUUGUGAAGAAGAAGGAUGGAGGGUUGCGCCCGUGCAUUGAUUACCGUGGUCUCAAUCAGAUUACUGUGAAAUACAGUUAUCCACUCCCUCUGAUUGCGACCAUGACGGAGUCAUUGCAUGGAGCGCGGUUUUUCACAAAACUGGAUCUCAGGAGCGCAUAUAACUUGGUGCGCAUUAGGGAGGGUGACGAAUGGAAGACAGCGUUUAGUACCACGUCAGGUCAUUUCGAAUAUCUCGUCAUGCCAUAUGGGUUGAUGAAUGCUCCAUCAGUCUUCCAAUCCUUCGUAGAUGAGAUUUUCCGGGAUAUGCAGGGACAAGGGGUGGUCGUGUACAUUGAUGACAUUCUGGUGUACUCGUCUACCCGAGCCGAGCAUAUAACCCUGGUGCGUCGUGUAUUGAGGAGGCUGUUGGAGCACGACUUAUAUGUCAAGGCAGAGAAAUGUCUGUUUUUCCAGGAGUCGGUCUCCUUUUUGGGUUAUCGGUUGUCCGCGUCAGGGGUGAGAAUGGAGGUGGAUCGUGUGUCCGCUGUGCGUAAUUGGCAAACCCCAACUACUGUAAAAGAGGUGCAGCAGUUUUUGGGCUUUGUGAAUUACUACCGGAGGUAUAUCCGGGGUUUUGGACAGGUGGCAGCUCCCAUCACGUCCCUUCUGAAGGGGGGUCCGGUGCGACUGCAGUGGUCAGCCGAUGCGGACAGGGCCUUUAGGAGACUGAAGGACCUGUUUACGUCGGCUCCGGUGCUGGCGCAUCCGGAUCCCGCAUUACCCUUUCAGGUUGAGGUAGACGCGUCUGAGGCUGGUAUAGGGGCCGUUCUCUCUCAACGGUCCGGCACGCCACCUAAACUCCGCCCCUGUGCUUUUUACUCUAAGAAGCUCAGCCCGGCGGAGCGUAACUAUGACGUUGGGGACAGGGAGCUGUUAGCUGUAGUUCAAGCCCUUAAGGUGUGGAGGCAUUGGCUUGAGGGGGCUCAACACCCUUUCCUCAUUUUGACUGACCAUCGGAACCUGGAGUACAUCCGGGCAGCGAGGAGACUGAACCCUCGCCAGGCUCGAUGGAGUAUGUUUCUCACCAGGUUCGUAUUUAAAAUCACGUACAUCCCUGGGUCCCAGAAUGGUAAGGCAGAUGCGCUGUCCCGGCGGUAUGACACGGAGGAGAGGUCCGUUGAGCCCACUCCCAUACUACCGGAGUCGUUCCUUGUGGCACCGGUGGUGUGGGAGGUCGAUUCCGAAAUCGAGCGAGCGUUGCGUACCGACCCCAGCCCUCCACAGUGUCCUGAGGGUCGGAAGUACGUUCCGCUCGAGAUUCGGGAUCGACUCAUUUACUGGGCUCACACGUCACCCUCCUCUGGACAUCCGGGUAUCGGCCGGACAGUGCAUUGCCUUAGCACUAAAUACUGGUGGCCCACUUUGGCUAGGGAUGUGAGGGUUUAUGUCUCCUCCUGCUCGGUGUGCGCCCAGUGUAAGGCGCCCCGACAUCUGCCCAGGGGUAGUUACAGCCCCUACCCGUUCCACAACGACCAUGGUCCCACCUCUCGGUGGAUUUUGUAACAGACCUUCCCCUCUCUCAGGGGAAUACCACCAUCCUGGUCGUUGUGGACCGUUUCUCUAAGGCCUGUCGUCUUCUCCCUAUGUCGGGUCUUCCUACUGCCCUACAAACUGCUGAGGCCCUAUUUACCCACGUCUUCCGGCAUUACGGGGUCCCCGAGGAUAUAGUGUCUGAUCGAGGCCCCCAGUUCACCUCCCGGGUGUGGAGAGCGUUUAUGGAGCGUUUGGGGGUCUCGGUUAGCCUUACCUCGGGGUACCACCCGGAGAGUAACGGGCAGGUAGAACGUGUCAACCAGGAUGUGGGUAGGUUUCGGAGGUCUUAUUGCCAGGACCGGCCUGAGGAGUGGGCGCGUUACAUUCCCUGGGCCGAGAUGGCCCAGAAUUCUCUCCGCCACUCCUCUACCAACCUAACCCCUUUCCAAUGUAUAUUAGGUUACCAGCCGGUUCUGGCACCGUGGCAGCAGAGCCAGAUCGAGGCGCCUGCGGUGGAUGAUUGGAUGAGGCGCUCGGAAGAGACGUGGAACGCUGCCCACGUCCACCUGCAGCGGGCCGUCCGUCGUCACAAGGCGAGCGCCGAUCUCCACCGCAGUGAGGGGCCGGUGUACGCACCCGGAGAUCGAGUCUGGCUCUCUACCAGAAACCUACCCCUCCGCCUGCCCUGCCGGAAACAUGGGUCGGCGGUUUGUGGGGCCCUUUAAAGUCCUGAGAAGAUUGAACGAGGUGUGUUAUAAGUUAUAUCUACCUGUUGAAUAUAAGAAUAUUAACCCCUCGUUCCAUGUGUCUCUUCUCAGGCCGGUGGUAGCUGGUCCACUCCAGGACAAUGAGAUAGGAGAGACUCCUCCGCCCCCAUUGGACAUCGAGGGGGCUCCGGCAUACACCGUUCGGUCCAUCUUGGACUCCAGACGCCGGAUGGGGGGUCUCCAGUAUCUCGUGGAGUGGGAGGGGUACGGCCCGGAGGAGCGGUGCUGGGUGCCGCGGAGGGACAUCCUAGACCCAUCUCUCCUGUCGGAGUUCCACCGGGACCAUCCCGCGCUCCCUGCUCCGCGUCCUCCUGGUCGUCCCCGAGGUCGUCCCCGGGGUCGGCGCACGGCUGGAGCCGCGCGUCAAGGGGGGGGGUACUGUCACGGUUUCGGCCGAGGCUGCUCCUCCUCCUGGUUCGGGCAGGCUUCGGCGGUCGUCGUCCCCGGAGUACUAGCUGCCACCGAUCUAUGUUUCAUGUUCGUUUGGUUUGGUCUUAAUGUUGUACACCUGUGUCUAGUUAGUCCUCGUUAGUGUUCUAUUUAGUUCUCGUUGUGUGUGUCUGUGUUUGUGUGUGAUUGCGCCUCUGUUACGUGUUGGAGCUACAUUUUCCCUCCAGUGUUUGGAGUAGUUUCUUUGCACAUGUUUUGUGCGCAGUUUAUUUUGUCGCCUGUGUGCGCCUGGUAUUCGCCUUCAGGCUUAUUGUGCGUUUGCUUGUGUGAAUUUUGCACUAAAGCCUUUGAACUGAGCCUCUGCGUCCUGCGCCUGAUUCCUACACCACACCCACCUUCAGCACCUUAUGACAGGAACGAAAACGGAUUCUUGACAGUUGACCUCUCUCUUUCAGUUGCAAAGGUCGAGUGGAUCUACCUGACAACCUAAAGUCCCUGUUCCGGCCUGUCUCUAUGAUGGUACCUGACUUUGACCUGAUUGCUGAGAUCAUGUUGUUCUCUGAGGGCUUCAAAUCAGCCAAAUCACUGUCCAGGAAGAUCGUCAACCUCUACCAGCUCGCCAGCAAGCAGCUGUCUCAGCAGGUUGGACUUACAUACAUAGCACCUUUUUUUUCUAAGAGUGUAUCUAGAACCUUAAAGGGUUCUUUGGCUGUCCCCAUAGGAGAAACCUUUGAAUAACUAUUUUUGGUUGCAGGUAGAACCCUUUUGGGUUCCAUGUAGAACCCUUUCUACAGAGGGUCUACCUGGAACAGUGAUGAGGUGGUGUUGAAGGAGUCAGGCGCAGGAGGGUAAAUCACAGAAUAACAGGCUUUAAUCCGCAAAAUACAGGUUUACGCAGAACUGCGUCAAACACACUCCAGGUCACAAAACAGGUGCACUGGAAAAUACAAGGCACACAGGAAAAUACUCCCGUCGAACAAAAUACACGAGCUCCACCGAGCUUCACUAACCUUCACAAUAAACAAUCACCCACAAGGACAAGGGGUCAGAGGGAACACGUAUACACAGACUAAUUAGGGGAUUAGAACCAGGUGUGUGUGAUAACGAGACAAGACAAUUGUGAUGAUGAUUCGGGCGGCAGUGGUUAGUACUCCAGUGACGACGAAUGCCGAAGACUGCCCGAACAAGGAGGGAUCGAGGAUAUCCCUCACCGGAACCCAGCACCGUUCCUCCGGACCGUACCCCUCCCACUCCACAAGGUACUGAAGGCACCCCACCCGAUGCCUCGAAUCCAGGAUGGCGUUAGGUUAGUAGAGGAGAGGUGGAGAGAGUUCUGGGCAUAUUCUGCCCAUGGCAAGAACACCGACCACUCCCCCGGCCGGUCCUGGCAGUAGGACCGCAGGAACCUACCCACAUCCUGAUUUACUCGUUCCACCUGCCCAUUUGACUCGGGGUGGAACCCAGAGGUCAGGCUGACCGAGACCCCCAGACGUUCCAUGAACGCCUUCCAAACCUUGGACGUGAACUGGGGACCUCGGUCGGACACAAUAUCCUCUGGCACCCCGUAGUGCCGGAAGACAUGAGUAAACAGGGCCUCCGCAGUCUGCAGGGCCGUGGGGAGACCGGGCAGAGAAAGGAGGUGGUAGGACUUGGAGAAGCGGUCCACAACGACCAGGAUGGUGGUGUUACCUUGGGAGAGGGGAAGAUCAGUCAGAAAAUCAAUACUAAGAUGAGACCAUGGUCGUUGUGGAACUGGUAAUGGUUGUAGCUUACCCGUUGGGAGGUGCUUAGGUGCCUUACUCUGGGCGCACACUGAGCAGGAGGAGACGUACACCCUCACGUCCUUAGCCAAGGUAGGCCACCAGUACUUUCCGCUCAAGCAGCACACUGUACGGCCGAUACCUGGGUGACAAGAGGAGGGUGACGUGUAUGCCCAGAAGAUCAGAUGAUCAUGGAUAAAUCAGAUACAUUUUAGUCAUUUAGCAGACGCUCUUAUCCAGAGCGACUUACAGUUAGUGAGUGCAUACAUCAUUAUUAUUAUUAUUAUUAUUUUUUUUUAUAUAUAUAUAUUUUUUUACUGGCCCCCCGUGGGAAAUGAACCCACAACCCUGCCGUUACAAACGCCAUGCUCAACCAACUGAGCUACAUCCCUGCCGGCCAUUCCCUCCCCUAUCCUGGACGACGCUGGGCCAAUUGUGCGCUGCCCCAUGGGUCUCCCGGUCACGGCCGGCUACGACAGAGCCUACCUCCACAUGGUCAAGGCUCGGACAACAGCCAACAGCCCCCGAUCACCAACGUCGUAGUUCUGCUCCGCCGGGCUGAGCUUCUUAGAGAAGAAGGCACAGGGGCGGAGCUUGGGUGGCGUACCCGAGCGUUGAGACAGGACAGCUCCUAUCCCAACCUCGGACGCAUCCACCUCCACUACGAAUGGUAGUGAUGAAUCUGGGUGGGCCAGUACUGGGGCUGAGGUGAACAGACCCCGCAGUUUGCUGAAGGCCAGGUCAGCCUCAGCAGACCAGCGGAGCCGGGACGGCCCACGCUUCAACAGGGAGGUAAUGGGAGCUGCGACCUUGCCAAAGCCCCGGGUAAACCUCUGAUAGUAGUUGGCAAAGCCAAGGAAGCGCUGCACCUCCUUAACCGUGGUUGGAGUUGGCCAAUUACGCACGGCUGAAAUGCGAUCUCCCUCCAUCUCCACACCUGAGGUGGAAAUGCGGUAUCCAAGGAAGGAGUCGGACUGCUGGAAAAACAUACACUUCUCUGCCUUAGCAUAAAGGUAAUUUUCCAACAGUCGGGCCAGCACCUUGCGAACCAGGGACACAUGCUCGGCGCGCGUAGAGGAAUACACCAGGAUGUCAUCGAUGUAGACCACUACACCGCGACCAAGCAUGUCCCGAAACACCUCGUUCACAAAGGACUGGAAAACUGAGGGAGCAUUCAUCAAACCAUAGGGCAUCACCAGGUAUUCAUAAUGCCCCGUGGUUGUGCUGAAUGCUGUCUUCCACUCAUCUCCCUCUCGGAUACGCACCAGGUUGUACGCACCCUGAGAUCUAAUUUGGUGAAGAACCGCGCCCCAUGCAUUGAUUCAAUCACCGAAGGAAUGAGGGGGAGAGGAUAACUAAAUCUUAUCGUCUCCCUGUUCAGUGGUCGAUAAUCAAUGCAUGGGCGCAGACCUCCGUCCUUCUUCUUCACAAAGAAGAAACUCGAGGAGGUGGGUGAAGUGGAGGGACGUGUAUAUACCCCUGGCGCAGGGACUCAGUGACAUAUGUUUCCAUAGCCACCGUUUCAGCCUGUGACAGGGGGUAUAUAUGUCUCCUGGGAGGUACAGCGUCUACCCUGAGGUUUAUCGCGCAAUCCCCCACCCGAUGAGGUGGUAAUUUAGUCGCCUGCGUUUUAGAGAACGCUUGCGCCAGAUCGAGGUAUUCAGGGGGAAUGCAUCUAGACACCUACCCUGACACUCUCGCGACCACCCCGUGAGAGCCCUCUGCGGCCAUGAGAAGGUGGGGUUGUGGAGUGCUAGCCAAGGGAUACCUAAUACCACAGGGAAAGCAGAUUCGAUAAUCGAAAAAAUUACCUGCUCAAAAUGAGUCUCCUGGGUUGAUGUCUUAUGUCCUCCAUUUUGUCUUUGUGUUUUUUUCCCUUCCUUUUGUGGUUCUACUGUACUCUAGGACCAUUAUGAUUUUGGAAUGAGAGCCAUAAAGUCAGUGCUAGUUCUCGCUGGUCAGAAGAGAAGAUUUGCAGUGCUGUCGUAAGUAUUAAAGAAACAAGAAUCCUCUGCAUUCUUGAGGCCAAAAGGCAUUCCCUUGAAUUGGUACAACCAAAAGGCUGUGUCACUGGUCACUACCAUAUUCUCUUUGCUUCUCUCAUUCAUCUCAACUUGCCAGUAACCAUACUGGAGUUGUUGUUGUUGUUGUGAAAACGUUGUGAGUAAAGGCGGUGUGAUAUUCCAGGUGUGGCCUGACCCCAGAGGAGGAAUGCUGCGUUCUGAUCUGUGCUUUACAAGACUCUAACUUACCCAAGCUGGUUCCUGAGGACGUUCCUCUGUUUAAAAGCAUCAUGGAGGAUCUCUUUCCUGGCAUCGUCAAUCCCAAAACGAUCCAUCCUAAACUAGAGGUAAUUCCUUGUCACGUGUACACACACACAGUCCGGUGUAGUUGGUGGUUGUUCUGGUAAAGUAAAUGGAACUUGGUUAGAUCACCUGGCUGCAUGUAGUUUUGGUUGGACUUGACAAUAAUUUUGUUGUGGUAUAAAUUAAUGUAAUAUACUUGUAUCUUCUCUCUAGAUUGCCAUAGCGAAGGCUACAGAGAUGCUUGGAUUUCAACAAUGGCCAAAUCAAGCAGAGAAGGUUACACAGCUGUAUAGCCAGAUUCUGGUCAGUAUUUGGUUUCUUAAACAUCCUGGGUCCAUACUUUCAAACUCUUGCUUAAGCCUCAGAUGUAAACCUUCUGGAACAAAAAAUGCUAGGUGUUAGCUUUUCCCAUUGGAAAACAUGUCAGAAUUAGCCGCCUAGCUACCACAAGUUACUUGUAUUUCCGGGAACAAAUAACGAAUCAACCAAUGACUUCUGUUAAGGACUCUUUCAUGAAAAAGUGUUAAAUCACGUCCAACUACGUCUUCUUCUUUAGUUGGCUGAAGCAGUAUUUGUUAACGGAAAUAAUAAUGCGGGUCAGCUAGUGGCUAAGUGUGACACGUUUUCCGAUGGGAAAAGCUAACACCUAGCAUUUUUAUUCCAUAAGGACUACACCUGAGGUUUAAGCAAGAGUUUUUAAGUAUGGACCCCACAAAUAUGACCUGUUGAUAUUGUGAUUACAAUACAAUAUCAUUCAACUUAAAUGUUGAUGUUGCAGGCUCGAGGAGGGGUGAUGUUGAUUGCUCCUACAGGAGGAGGGAAGACAACAGUGAGACUCAUCCUGCAGCACGCUCUACACCUGCUGCCCUCUCUGUCUGAAGUCCACAGGAGGACCAGCGUCUUUAUGCAGGUACUGCACAUCUCUUUAGACACUUCAGAUCGUUUACUGAAAAGAUAACAUCUGUUGUUACGCACUCCUCUCGGAAGAGGGAACGCAACCCCCUGCUACAACUCAACUCUCCGUGGUGUGAAAGAGGUAUGGAACUGUAGGUGUGAGUAAGGAUGACAAAAGGCAGAGAAUACCGUUAACAGUGAAUUUAUUCCUUCGCACGGUAAGUUUGGGGAAAAAGGGCUGGACGGAACCAAAGCAAAGAAAGUAAAUAUCAAAGCCCCCUCUCCUACCUUACCUGCCUACCCACUACUUACUUAACUAGCACCACCUGGUGCACUAACCAAAAUACAAGGGAUGGUCCGCCCAGGUCUUUCCUAGUGUGCAUAGACAGUCAACUUCUACGGGUAAUGUAUGCCCGCGGGGCCUCUUGCCUAAGCACUCCCUAGGUGCCUUCCCCUUCCCCCCUUGGGAACAAAUAAAACAGAAUAACACAAACUGGUUCACAACAAAACCUGAGAAAAAAACUAACUCAGGACAUUAAAGAAACUCUCUGAGCAACAAACUAACACAAAACAUUACAAUCAGCUCUCACAGCAACAACUACACAGUACAUAACAAAUGUCUUAGCAACAACUACACAGUACAUACCAAAUGUCUUAGCAACAACCAACAUGCUAUAACUUUCAGCCAUUAGCCAUCUCUCUCAUCUCUGCCCCCCCCCCCCUUCUGAGCAACAGAACUGGGGCUUAUAUAGCUUCAGAAGGAGUUGGUAAUUGGAGACAGCUGCGUCCUGACGAGGGCGCGGGGUCAGCUCUCCAAUCAUCAAUGUUCAUUGACCAAUCAGCUGCUUGUUGGGGAAUUUCAGGAACCCAUUUCCUGAAAUACAUACAUUUACAUUUACGUCAUUUAGCAGACGCUCUUAUCCAGAGCGACUUACAAAUUGGUGCAUUCAUCUUAUAGCCAGUGGGAUAACCACUUUACAAUGUUAUUUUUUUUUGGGGGGGGGGGUAGAAGGAUUACUUUAUCCUAUCCCAGGUAUUCCUUAAAGAGGUGGGGUUUCAAAUGUCUCCGGAAGGUGGUGAGUGACUCCGCUGUCCUGGCGUCGUGAGGGAGCUUGUUCCACCAUUGGGGUGCCAGAGCAGCGAACAGUUUUGACUGGGCUGAGCGGGAACUAUGCUUCCGCAGAGGAAGGGGAGCCAGCAGGCCAGAGGUGGAUGAACGCAAUGCCCUCGUUUGGGUGUAGGGACUGAUCAGUACCUGAAGGUACGGAGGUGCCGUUCCCCAGCUCCAUAGGCAAGCACCAUGGUCUUGUAACAGAUGCAAGCUUCAACUGGAAGCCAGUGGAGUGUGCGGAGGAGCGGGGUGACGUGAGAAGGUUGGGAAGGUUGAACACCAGACGGGCUGCGGCAUUCUGGAUGAGUUGUAGGGGUUUAAUGGCACAGGCAGGGAGCCCAGCCAACAGCGAGUUGCAGUAAUCCAGACGGGAGAUGACAAGUGCCUGGAUUAGGACCUGUGCCGCUUCCUGUGUAAGGCAGGGUCGUACUCUCCGAAUGUUGUAGAGCAUGAACCUACAGGAUCGGGUCACCGCCUUGAUGUUAGCGGAGAACGACAGGGUGUUGUCCAGGGUCACGCCAAGACUCUUCGCACUCUGGGAGGAGGACACAACGGAGUUGUCAACCGUGAUGGCGAGAUCAUGGAACGGGCAGUCCUUCCCCGGGAGGAAGAGCAGCUCCGUCUUGCCAAGGUUCAGCUUGAGGUGGUGAUCCGUCAUCCAUACUGAUAUGUCUGCCAGACAUGCAGAGAUGCGAUUCGCCACCUGGUUAUCAGAAGGGGGAAAGGAGAAGAUUAGUUGUGUAUCGUCAGCGUAGCAAUGAUAGGAGAGGCCAUGUGAGGAUAUGACAGAGCCAAGUGACUUGGUGUAUAGCGAGAAUAGGAGAGGGCCUAGAACUGAGCCCUGGGGGACACCAGUGGUGAGAGCACGUGGUGCGGAGACAGCUUCUCGCCACGCCACUUGGUAGGAGCGACCGGUCAGGUAGGACGCAAUCCAAGAGUGAGCCGCGCCGGAGAUGCCCAGCUCGGAGAGGGUGGAGAGGAGGAUCUGAUGGUUCACAGUAUCAAAGGCAGCAGACAGGUCUAGAAGGACAAGAGCAGAGGAGAGAGAGUUAGCUUUAGCAGUGCGGAGAGCCUCCGUGACACAGAGAAGAGCAGUCUCAGUUGAAUGACCAGUCUUGAAACCUGACUGGUUUGGAUCAAGAAGGUCAUUCUGAGAGAGAUAGCAAGAGAGUUGGCUGAAGACGGCACGCUCAAUAGUUUUGGAAAGAAAAGAAAGAAGGGAUACUGGUCUGUAGUUGUUGACAUCAGAGGGAUCGAGUGUUGGUUUUUUGAGAAGGGGUGCAACUCUCGCUCUCUUGAAGACGGAAGGGACAUAGCCAGCGGUCAAGGAUGAGUUGAUCAGCGAGGUGAGGUGGGGGAGAAGGUCACCGGAGAUGGUCUGGAGAAGAGAGGAGGGGAUAGGGUCAAGCGGGCAGUUUGUUGGGCGGCCUGCAGUCACAAGUCGCAAGAUUUUAUCUGGAGAGAAAGGGGAGAAUGAAGUCAAAGCAUAGGGUAGGGCAGUGUGAGCAGGACCAGCAGUGUCAUUUGACUUAACAAACGAGGAUCAGAUGUCGUCAACCUUCUUUUCAAAGUGGUUGACGAAGUUAUAUUGGAUUCAGCAGGGAGGAGAAUGUGGCAAAGAGCUUCCUAGGGUUAGAGGCAGAUGCUUGGAAUUUAGAGUGGUAGAAAGUGGCCUUAGUAGCAGAAACAGAUGAAUAAAAUGUAGAGAGGAGGGAGUGAAAAGAUGCCAGGUCCGCAGUGAGUCUAGUUUUCUUCCAUUUCCGCUCAGCUGCCCGGAGCUCUGUUCUGUGAGCUCGCAAUGAGUCAUCAAGCCAUGGAGCUGGAGGGGAGGACCGAGCCGGCCCGGGAGGAUAGGGGACAUAGAGAGUCAAAGGAUGCAGAAAGGGAGGAGAGGAGGGUUGAGGAGGCAGAAUCAGGAGAUUGGAGGGAGAAGGAUUGAGCAGAGGGAAGAGAUGAUAGGAUGGAAGAGGAGAGAGUAGCGGGAGAGAGAGAGCGAAGGUUGCGGCGGUGCAUUACCAUCUGUGUAGGGGCAGAGUGAGUAGUGUUGGAGGAGAGCGAGAGAGAAAAGGAAACAAAGUAGUGGCCGGAGACAUGGAGGGGAGUUGCAGUGAGAUUAGUAGAAGAACAGCAUCUAGUAAAGAUGAGGUCAAGCGUAUUGCCUGCCUUGUGAGUAGGGGGGGACGGUGAGAGGGUGAGGUCAAAAGAGGAGAGGAGUGGAAAGAAGGAGGCAGAGAGAAAUGAGUCAAAUGUAGACGUAGGGAGGUUGAAAUCCCCCAGAACUGUGAGGGGUGAGCCAUCCUCAGGAAAGGAACUUGUCAAGCUCAUUGAUGAACUCUCCAAGGGAACCUGGAGGGCGAUAGAUGACAAGGAUAUUAAGCUUAAAUGGGCUAGUGACUGUGACAGCAUGGAAUUCAAAUGAGGAGAUAGACAGAUGGGUUAGGGGAAAAAUUUAGAAUGUCCACUUGGGAGAGAUGAGGAUUCCUGUGCCACCACCCCGCUGACCAGAUGCUCUCGGGGUAUGCGAGAACACAUGGUCAGACGAGGAGAGAGCAGUAGGAGUAGCAGUGUUUUCAGUGGUAAUCCAUGUUUCCGUCAGCGCCAAGAAGUCGAGGGACUGGAGGGUAGCAUAGGCUGGGAUGAACUCUGCCUUGUUGGCAGCAGAACGGCAGUUCCAGAGGCUGCCUGAGACCUGGAACUCCAGGUGGGUGGUGCGUGCAGGGACCACCAGGUUAGAGAGGCAGCAGCCACGCGGUGUGAGGCGUUUGUGUAGCCUGUGCGGAGAGGAGAGAACAGGGAUAGGCAGAGGCAUAGUUGACAGGCUGCAGCAAAUGGCUACAAUAAUGCAGAGGAGAUCGGAAUGAAAUGAACUAAACAUCUGGGAAAGGAGAGAGCUCACCACAACUCCCAAAUAUAACUCUCCCAACUUCCACCUCAGAAACUAUAAUUGUUUCACUGAAACACCUGAAUAUAACUCUCCCAACUUCCACUUUAGAAAUUAUAAUUGUUGGAAACUACAGCGGUUCAAUGUUUCUAGGAAUAGACUCUAACUUACUUUAUUCAGCUAGCUAACUUGGUACAGUAUUCUUCCAUGAAAACCGCCCAGGGCACCGUAUCCUAUGACGCCAUAGCUAACUAGCAUGCUAGCAUCCAAUAACACACGGUUUAGCACCAAUACAUGGUUACAACAAACUACCAAUAGUGUGUUAACACACUAAACAGAUAAUUCGUGUCCGUGUCUAGUUCCUUUCAUAACGCAGCAAUAAUUAAACGUUGGCUAGCUAGCACAAAGUCAGUCAUGCUAGCUACACAAGUGGACUACACAUCUCGAAUGUUCAGAAAGGGAAGCUUUAUGUUGCAAAAUUCUCAUUGACUAAAAUUAUAUUGUAUUUAGCUGCUACAGUACUGCUAGCUGGUAGUGUUGGCUAGCUAGCAAUGGCUGUGGUGUUGACUUUGUUUGAAAAACGGCAUCGCUGCGAACGAAUGUAGCUGGCUAAAAUUAUAUUGUAUUUAGUUGCUACAGUACUGCUAGCUGGUAGUGUUGGCUAGCUAGCAAUGGCUGCUGUGUUGACUUUGUUUGAAAAACGGCGUCGCUGCGAACGAAUGUAGCUGGCUAAAAUUAUAUUGUAUUUAGUUGCUACAGUACUGCUAGCUGGUAGCGUUGGCUAGCUAGCAAUGGCUGCGGUGUUGACUUUGUUUGAAAAACGGCGUCGCUGCGAACGAAUGUAGCUGGCUAAAAGGAUAUUGUAUUUAGUUGCUACAGUACUGCUAGCUGGUAGUGUUGGCUAGCUAGCAAUGGCUGCGGUGUUGACUUUGUUUGAAAAACGGCGUCGCUGCGAACGAAUAACCUCGAUAGUUUCUCUAUACUACACCUUUAUCUUUGAUACAAAUACAACUAUGUAGCUAGCUAACAUUACACUAAUCAAAUCGUUCCAUUGUAAUGUAAUGUGUCAUAUUACCUGCGGAGCGAAGUACAGCAUGACUACUCACCUCGCCUGCCGCUCACAUGAAAAUACACAAACCACAACACAGAAACUGGGGAACGGAACAUUUGUCAGUGAAUGUUUUUAAGUGUGUUUGAACAUGCCACGGCAGCUCAACUGGUGUAGAUUUGAUUCCUUUCAGAAUGGAAGUGUUAGAGAGUAUGUUUGUGUGUGUUGUUUAAAGCUGCAAUGUGUAACUUUUUGGGUGACCCGACCAAAUUCACAUAGAAAUGUGAGUUAUAGAUCUGUCAUUCUCAUUGAAAGCAAGUCUAAGAAGAGGUAGAUCUGUUCUAUGAGCUUUAUUUCUAUGCUUCCCGUUCUUAAGUUUUGUUUUUGGUAUUGUACACCAGCUUCAAACAGUUAAAAAUACAAUAUUUUUGGUUAUUGAAAUAUAUUUCACAGCGGUUCAGAUGGUACAAUGAUUAUCUACACUAUACAUUUUUUGUUUUGUCACAUAAACUGAAAUUAUUAGAAUUUUAGCAACCAGGAAAUGGCGUAGCGAUUUCUGCAUAUAGCACCUUUAAAAAUAGGUUAUGCCUUUAUUGAAUAGCCUGGUCCCAAAUAUGUUUGUGCUGUCUUGCCAACCCCUGUAAUUGAUUGCUGUGCUUCUUUCAUUUGUUUGAUGUGUCUCUUAACUUCCGUUGGGUAGUUGGCACCGAGCUCAGAGGUCCAUGUGGAAAGCUUCACCAUCAACCCCAAGUGUGUGAGCUUUGGAGAGUUGUACGGCCAGAUAGACCCCAACACUCUGGAGUGGUCAGAUGGCCUGUUCGCCUCUGCAGUCAGAACCUACGCUAAACAACUCUUCAAACAAGAGAACAAGACUUCCAAAGACAGCGAGAGGAGGAACACCUCCUCUUCAGUGAGUGCUAAUUGCAUUUACAUUUUAGUAGUUUAGAAGAUGCUCUUAUCCAGACUAAACUACCUUUCAGUUGGGCAUUCAACUGAAAUAGGUAAAACAACGAUCACAGUCCUUGCAAAUAAAAUCUCAAAAUAGCCGGCAUCUUUAAAAUCAUUGCUAGGAAGAGUUAAGCACCAUUUGUUUUAAUUGCUAUUCAUUGUUCAUAAUCAUUCAUUCCAAGGAUGCUGUCAUUUACGCUGGUAACAUUGGCCACACAUGCUCUCUGUCUUCCCUUUCAGGAUGUUUCGAGUGAUUCCACUACACCCUCACCUCCCAACAGUUAUCAGCGUAUGUCUUAAUGAACUCUGCUUGUGUUUAUCACACCCAACAGUUAUCAGCGUAUGUCUUAAUGAACUCUGCUUGUGUUUAUCACACCCAACAGUUAUCAGCGUAUGUCUUAAUGAACUCUGCUUGUGUUUAUCACACAGUAUAGUAUCACACAACAUUUGACCAUGUUAUCAUUCAGAAAUAUAUAUAUAUUUUAAAUGUCUCUUUCUUAUUUCUUAGAUAACUCCAUGGUUGACAACUGGCGUUGGCUCAUAAUGGACGGCCCAGUGGAUAUCCUGUGGGUCGAGAACCUGAACACUGUGUUGGACGACAACAAGACACUGUGCCUGGCGAACGGAGAGAGGAUCAGCCUGCCAGAUGGCAUCAGGUUCCUGUUUGAAGUGGAUACUCUCAGCCAGGCCACCCCUGCUACCAUCAGCCGCUGUGCCAUGGUCUACAUGGUACUGUGUCAAGAUGCAUUAUGUUCAACCAAACCUACUCUUCAGAAUGGUUCCCCGGACUCAGAUGAAUUCUCGUCCUGGAGAAUCUCCAUUGCAAGUGUCCUCCGGUCCAAGAUUAGGCCUAAUCUGUGUCUGGGAAACUGGACCCCAAUCUGUUAUAGGUUUUCAUCUAAUGUACUAACUACAGUAGUUUGUUAUACUAAGUUAGAAUAUUUUGAGUAUAUAAACUAUUUUUUUCGCCACUACAGGAUCCAGUCGACCUGGGCUGGAAGCCGUACGUGAGGCGCUGGCUGUCCCAGCUGCCCAGACAGCUGAGCAGAGAGGGAAGGAUCCACAUCCAGCAGCUCUUUGACAACAGCAUCACCCAGGGGUUGAACUUUGUCAAGAAGCACCAGAAGCUGCUCAACAUCCAGAUCCCAGAGAUGUCCACAGUUUCUUCUUCUUCUUCUUCUUCUUCUUCUUCUUCUUCUUCUUCUUCUUCUUCUUCUUCUUCUUCUUCUUCUUCUUCUUCUUCUUCUUCUUCUUCUUCUUCUUCUUCUUCUUCUUCUUCUUCUUCUUCUUCUUCUUCUUCUUUCUUCUUCUUCUUCUUCUUCUUCUUCUCUGUCUGUCCGUGUGGAUGUUGUAUUGUUUCUUAUGUAGACUUUCAAUAACUUUGAUCUAAUUUUCAUUCUGUGGUGUCACAGGACUAAAUCUUGAGACAUUGUCAGAGGAAGACAUUGGGAAGACCUCUGCAGACAUUGAGUCCACGGGAAAAGGGUAAGUGUAAAUUAAAUCUAUUGCUGUUUGUAGUUACUAUAUUAUCUUGGUUCAGCUUUGGUAAAGUUACUAUAUAUUUCCAAUCUGUCGUAGGGAGGAUAACAAGUGGUUUCUACAGAAAAAACCAGAAAAACUCACGAUUCUUCUUGGGAAGCUGUUUGUCUUUUCAUACGCCUGGGCAGUGGGAGGAGUCCUAAACCAUCUAGAUGACUAUGAAGAUUCCCCACUUACUACUAAAGACAAAAGCUGUCACCUCGUCAAUGUUGCACACGCAUUCAAAAACCUGAUCCACGAGUUGUUUGAAGGCGCGCCUUGCGGUAUGUGAAUAUAAUAAUGAAUAAUGUCCAGGGACUACAGAGCUAUCUAGCUAAAUCUGGUGCAGUGACAUGUUGUACAUGGUCCCUGACGAAUUAAAAAAUAAAUAAUGCUAUAGUGUCCAUUAUAUUUUCUAUUUUGUCUCUGAAUAUUUCAGGUGUGUCUUUACCGGCGGGGAAUCGUAUGAUCUUCAACUACUUUGUGGAUCUACAGACAGGUGCCUUCGUUUCCUGGGAUGAGUUGGUUCCUAGCACCGAGAGUCUCAUACGUAAAGGUCUGCUCACACCUUUACCUUCCCUGGAGUGCAUCAAGCAUUCAUACAUGCACUUUUCAAUCGUACAGUUCAAGAGUGUUACAAUGAGUUUCAAGUUUAUUUUCCAUAUGUCAUUUCACUGGAAAUCAUAAUCACCAAAGCUCUCACAUUGAAACAACAGCUUUCAAAACAAAAGCAUUAAAACAACAGCAUUAAAGGCUAGGGACUGUGUUUGUACAGUAUACGUUCAUUUCCUCAGGACUGAACACAUCCUCAGGUUCUGAAUCGUUGCAGUUGGGAGGAGUCCUGGGAGAGUCUAACACAACAUAUACCACCAGCUUUCUGAGAUCAGGCCCCAUCUGCAGCAAUGACACUGUCCGCUACUCAUUUCUAAUGAGCCUUCUGCUGCUCAACAAACAACCAGUACUUCUCACAGGUGAUUCAGUCAAGAUUUCACUCUGUAUUAUAUAAGACUAUAGGAUCACCCCCCCCACCACCCCCCCCAAAUACAUGCCUGUUGCUUACUAAUCAUAUUCUUGACAGAUUUUGUUUUUGUCUUUAACCAACUUGUUUUUCAUUAAAGAGAUUUAACAGGUCUCAUAUGAAGUUUAAAUGGACUAUUAGGGGAUUCUGGAGUUAAUGAGGUUUGUUUAGACUAUUAGGGGAUUCUGGAGUUAAUGAGGUUUGUUUAGACUAUUAGGGGAUUCUGGAGUUAGUGAGGUUUGUAUUGACUGUUAGGGGAUUCUGGAAUUAAUGAGGUUUGUAUUGACUGUUAGGGGAUUCUGGAAUUAAUGAGGUUUGUAUUGACUGUUAGGGGAUUCUGGAGUUCAUGAGGUUUGUAUUGACUGUUAGGGGAUUCUGGAAUUAAUGAGGUUUGUAUUGACUGUUAGGGGAUUCUGGAGUUAAUGAGGUUUGUUUUGACUAUUAGGGUAUUCUGGAGUUAGUGAGGUUUGUAUUGACUGUUAGGAGAUUCUGGAGUUAAUGAGGUUUGUAUUGAUUUAGGGGAUUCUUGAGUUAAUGAGGUUUGUUUUGACUAUUAGGGUAUUCUGGAGUUAAUGAGGUUUGUAUUGACUUAGGGGAUUCUUGAGUUAAUGAGGUUUGUUUUGACUAUUAGGGGAUUCUGGAGUUAAUGAGGUUUGUUUUGACUAUUAGGGUAUUCUGGAGUUAAUGAGGUUUGUAUUGACUGUUAGGAGAUUCUGGAGUUAAUGAGGUUUGUAUUGACUUAGGGGAUUCUUGAGUUAAUGAGGUUUGUUUUGACUAUUAGGGUAUUCUGGAGUUAGUGAGGUUUGUAUUGACUGUUAGGGGAUUCUGGAGUUAAUGAGGUUUGUAUUGACUGUUAGAGGAUUCUGGAGUUAAUGAGGUUUGUAUUGACUGUUAGGAGAUUCUGGAGUUAAUGAGGUUUGUAUUGACUGUUUGGGGAUUCUGGAGUUAAUGAGGCUUGUAUUGACUGUUAGGGGAUUCUGGAGUUAAAGAGGUUUGUAUUGACUGUUAGGGGAUUCUGGAGUUAAUGAGGUUUGUAUUGACUGUUAGGGGAUUCUGGAGUUAAUGAUGUUUGUAUUGACUGUUAGGGGAUUCUGGAGUUGGAAAAACAAUUCUCAUCCAAAGCAUUCUAAAGAAACUACAGAAAGACGGAGGAGAAAUGGUGAAACAAGGGACUAUACUGGGACAAGUCUUUCUACACAACCAAGCCAAGACAGCCAGGUAAAGCUAGCGUAAAACAUGAUUCUCUAUUUUUGAUCUUGUAAAAAGUAUGUUGAGAAAGACAGUGAGCUACAGUAUUAUUGUGUAAGAAAGGCCCAGAGAGGCUGAGAGACUGAUGCGAACCAGCAACCUAAUGUACUGUAUCUUUUCUCCAGCUUGUUGGAGGAUGUUAACUUGCUGACAGCUGUCUUUGGGGGAGAUGUAGAUAAGUCUACAGGCGGUGAUUCAUUAAGUAAGGUUAAGACAAAGUACAGUACAAUAAGUCAGGACUAUCUAGUAGUCAUUAGUAGUAGUGAGCUUAACUAGUGAGUAGUACUAGUGAAUAGUCUUAGUAGUCUGACUAUAAUCCAACCCUUUGCCUGAAAAAACACUUAAUCUUUUAAUCUGAACAAUUUACUGUUGCCCUAAUAAUUAAAACCAUAAAUAUUGAUACCUAAUUUCUGAGAAAUUGGCUAAAAAGUAGGUAUUUCCCAGGUGGCUUGUUGAGCAGCAUGCCGUUUGGAGUGUUGAGCGGGAUGCGUAGUUCCAGCCACACCUCAGAAUCCUCAGGAAUCCUGACCUGUACCCUCCAGUGCACCGCUCAUACAAGCACUGCCUACAUACAGGCACACGUGUUACAAAACCUCGUCAAGAAAGGCAAAAAUAACCUUGGUGCACCCAAAAAUAAGUCGGUGAGCAAAAUGCCAUUACAUAAACAUGUCUGAUAAUCAACAUUUUAAGUACUCUAAAUGAUUCAAAAGAUGGAUGCAGAAUCAGCUUGGAUGUUGUAUGUUUCUCUCCUCAAGUCUUGGUGUUUGUAGAUGAUUUGAAUAUGCCAACACUUGAUAGUUAUGGCGCCCAGCCUUCCAUGGAGUUGAUUCGCCAGUUCAUCGAGCUCCAGGGAGUAUUUGAUGCCAAGACUCUCACCUGGAAGGUACAAUACAUUAGCCAUGGUGUUAUUAGAGUUCAUGUCUACCAUUUCCCUGUAAUGCGUGAUGCAAAUGGAGUUUGUCUGAGUUCUGGAGAGGCUUAUUUUCUUCCUUGUUUGACAUCAGCCGUGAUGAAUCGGCUAUUGUACACUAACCAUGAUGAAUAGGCCUAGUCUGUACACAUAAUCAUGAUGAAUAGGCCUAGUCUGUACACAUAACCGUGAUGAAUAGGCUAGUCGUCACUAACCGUGAUGAAAGGCCUAGUUGUUACACGAACGGAUGAAUCGGCCAGUCUGUCACAUAACCGGAUGAAUGGCUAGUCUGUACACAUACCGGUGAGUGAAUAGGCCUAGUCUGUACCACAUAACGUGAUGAUAGCCGUCUGACCAUAACCGUGAUGAAUAGGCCUAGUCUGUACACAUAACUGUGAUGAAUAGGCCUAGUCUGUACACAUAACCGUGAUGAAUAGGCCUAGUCUGUACACAUAACCGUGAUGAAUAGGCGUAGUCUGUACACAUAACCAUGUUCUUGUGCUCUCUAUGACUUGUAUGCCAGUGUGUUAGCUCCAGGACCCCCCAAAUGUAUUAUUAUUGAAUUUCUUUACCCCCUUUUUCUCCCCAAUUUCGUGGUAUCCAAUUGCUAUCAAUUCUUGUCUCAUCGCUGCAGCUCCCCAACGGGCUCGGGAGAGGCGAAGGUCGAGUCAUGCGUCCUCUGAAUCAUGACCCGCCAAGCCGCACUGCUUCUUAACACCCGCUUGCUUAACCCGCCGCACCAAUGUGUUCGAGGAAACACUGUUCAACUGACUACUGAAGUCAGCUUGCAGGCGCCCGGCCCGCCACAAGGAGUCACUAGAGCGCGAUGAGCCAAGGAAAGCCCCCCGGCCAAACCCUCCCCUAACCCGGACGACGCUGGGCCAAUUUGCGCCGCCCUAUUGGACUCCCGGUCAUGGCCGGCUGUGACGCCUCAAAACUGUGAUACAGUGCCUUAGACCGCUGCGCCACUCGGGAGGCCCCAGGUCUCGCUUAAUAAUGAAUAUAUACUGUAACAAUGAUUUUUAAAUAUCUGUUUCUACAGGGCAUCCAGGAUGUGACUCUGUGUGCGGCCUGUGCCCCUCUGGGUGGGGGCCGUCAGAACCUCAGCCCCCGUCUUCUCAGACACUUCUCUGUUCUGGUGCUGCCACACCCCUCUAGCAACACCAUGCAACACAUCUUCCAGGUCAUUGCCCCUCAGUCUUUAGUGGAUUAGCUGCAGUACAUGCUAUAGUAGUCAUAUGGGUCUCUGGACUGUGGAGACAGUCAAGUGGCAGUGGUGUUGCUAUGUAAUAUCAAAUUAGGGGAGGUCUUGUACCUGAAACCAAUGCUUUCUGUCUGCCAUAUCAACCAGGUCCAACUCGGGAAGUUCUUUGGUAUCAGAGAUUUCUCCAAGGAGGUGCGUAAAUGCAGAGAGGCCUUGGUUUCCGCCUCCAUCACUGUCUACAAUGAGAUGUGUCAACGUAUGAUGCCCACUCCAGCCAAAUACCACUACACAUUUAACCUUAGAGACCUGUCCAAGGUAAGACACACACAUUCUCUUUGGUUUCUCUUCUUUACUGUCUUUUAUUAUUGUGUGUGUUUAAGAUCGUCUACAUUACAGUCAGAUGGAGAAUCACUGAUCUACAAGUCACCUUGCACCGCACAUAACUACUCAUUAUGUGAUCAAGAUGAGUGAUUCUGCACCUCCCCUUACUCAUUAAACACAGUGAUUAGAUUAGGUACGGAGAGAGGUGCUUGACUAGCUGAUAUGCAUUUGUAUUCCCUCUAUAGGUGAUUCAGGGCCUGAUGCAGGCCAGCGACUCUGAGCUGAACUCAGAGGAGGCUGCAGCCUACCUGUUUUCCCACGAGACCUCCAGGGUCUUCCACGACCGCCUGGUCAAUGAGCAGGACAGAGAACUGUUCUAUCAGAUACUGUCCAACGAGCUGCACUGUUAUUUCAAGGUACUGGUAGCCUAUGUGUCCAGAGAGGUCUCACAUGUACACAGUAACUCAACUGCUGAAAUGUAUACCGUAGACAUACUUCAGCUCAUUCAGAAUGAGUACUUUUUUAUUCUACUGUAAUCCAUUUCUGCCAAGCGUAUGUACGUUUUGAUUCCUGUGUUACAUGUUUUUAUAUUAUUUAGUUUUUACAUUUAGCAGACACUCCUAUCCAGAGCGACUUUCAAAGUUAGUGCAUUCUUCAGAUAGAUAGGUGGGACAACCAAAUACAUAUGUUUAUUAGGUACCAUCUAGUACCGGGUCGGACCCCUCUUUGCCUCAAGAACAGCCUGAAUUCUUCAGUGCAUGGAAACGUUGCUUAAUUAGUAUCAAGGGUGUGUCAGGAAAACAUUCCCCACACCAGUACACCACCGCCACCAGCCUGUACCGUUGACACCAGGCAGGAUGGGUCCAUGGUCUCAUGCUGCUUACGCCAAAUCCUGACCCUGCCAUCAGCAUGAUGCAACAGGAACUGGGAUUCGUCGGACCAGGCAAUGUUUUUCCACUCCUCUAUAGUCCAGUGUUGGUGAUCGUGUGCCUUCUUGUUUUUAGCUGAUAGUAGUGAAACCCGGUGUGGUAAUCUGCUGCAAUAGCCCAUCCGUGACAAGGACUGACAAAUUGUGCUUUCCAAGAUGCCGUUUUGCACACCACUGUUGUACUGCGCCGUUAUUUGUCUGUUUGUGGCCUCCCUGUUAGCUUGCAUGAUUCAUCCCAUUCUCCUUCGACCUCUCUCAUCAAUUAGCUGUUUUCGCCCACAGGACUGCUGCUGACUGGAUGUUUUUUGUUUGUCGCACCAUUCUCGGUAAACCCUAGACACUGUCAUGCGUGGAAAGCCCAGGAUGCCGGCAGUUUCUGAGAUACUGGAACCGGCGCGUCUGGCACCGACGAUCAUAUCACGCUCAAAGUCGCUUAGUUCACUCGUUUUGCCCAUUCUAAUGUUCAAUUGAAUAAUAACUGAAUGCCUCAAUGCCUGUCUGCCUGCUUUAUAUAGCAUGCCACGGUCACAUGACUCACUGUCUGUAGGAGCGAUCCAUUUACGUGAACGGGGUUGUGUACCUAAUAAACUGGCCACUGAGUGUAUAAUGACUUUACAGUGACUUUUUCUUGUAACUUGUUUGUGCGUGACUGUUAAGGUGUCCUGGCUACCGGAGGAACUGAUGAGAGAACCCAUUGUUUGUGCAUGACUGUUAAGGUGUCCUGGCUACCGGAGGAACUGAUGAGAGAACCCAUUGUUUGUGCAUGACUGUUAAGGUGUCCUGGCUACCGGAGGAACUGAUGAGAGAACCCAUUGUUUGUGCAUGACUGUUAAGGUGUCCUGGCUACCGGAGGAACUGAUGAGAGAACCCAUUGUUUGUGCAUGACUGUUAAGGUGUCCUGGCUACCGGAAGAAUUGAUGAGAGAACCCAUUGUUUGUGCAUGACUGUUAAGGUGUCCUGGCUACCGGAGGAACUGAUGAGAGAACCCAUUGUUUGUGCAUGACUGUUAAGGUGUCCUGGCUACCGGAGGAACUGAUGAGAGAACCCAUAGCAUUCGGAGACUUCCUGGAUAUGAGCAUCCCGACUGCUUCUAGGAUCUAUAAGCACCUGCCAGAGUUUAAGAAGAUACAGGCUGUACUGGAGGAGUGUCACGGUAGACAUGGAAGAAAAGCCUCCCAGGUACAGUUCACCUUAGCCACACUGAACAUUGCUUUACAGUACAGUAAGCUACCAAUGUGCAAUCUCGAUAAGAGUAAUGUAUUGUGUAAAUCUGAUGCGUGUGCGUGUGUGCGUGCGUGCAUGUGUGUGUGUGUGUGUGUGUGUGUGUGGUGUGUGUGUGUGUGUGUGUGUGUGCGUGUAGUUCCCCAUGGUGUUUUUCAGGGAGGCAGUGGAACACAUCACUAGAGCCGCCAGGGUUUUCAGAUUGAAGGGAGCACACAUGAUGCUGGUACCUGUCCUGUACACACCUUUCAGACCUCUGCCCUCUGAUGUCACUGAGACACUUUGCCUGUGUGCUCUCUUUUAGAGUGGGCCGUUCACACCAAGGACGAUAACUAUAACGAUAAAUGAUAAAUUACUGUAAACGUUGGCGAGCAUCCACACCAGCGGACCGUUUAUCAUUCUGCAGUACACCGGUCAAUCAACUGAUCAACGUAUCCUGUGGCAGCUGUAGGCCCAGUAAUAAGAUGGUAACACAGAUCGUUCAGUGCUUCAGGGUGUGUUCAUUGUCACAGUGACAACUGCAAAUAAUACUUCAAUGUACAUGUAAUUAAUGUGGCCAACAGUACGCCCAUACAUGCCCAGUUAUUCAGGCAAGCUUACCAUGCCCUCUGCCUUCUCUCCCCUCUGAGCAGCCUCGUGCACCUACAGCCAAGAACGCUUCAAUAGAACCUGUUUUUGAUUGGUUGUCAAUGUUUUAUCGUCGGAGGGAAAAGGAAAAUGGCUCUGAAAGGGAUCCAAACGAUAGCUCUCGUUGCCAUUCUCCACUCUAGUAGUUAUCGUUGUAGCGUGGACUCUCCUGUUCACUUGAAUUAGAACUGUUUUCAUUUUAACAAUUUAACAAUACUAUACUAACUGAACGAUAAACCAUAUAGCUCAAUAAUAUGUUGUUCAGGUUCCCAAUUGGCUACUGCACCUUCCUGCUAUUUGAUUGAUUGAUAAAUUGAUUGGUUAGUGAUAAUGACUGACCCCUUUGCUCCCUCUGUGUAGAUUGGACUGGAUGGCACAGGGAAGGAGGAGUGUGUGACUCUGGCCUGUCAUGUGUCUGGGAGCCAUCUCUACAGGCUGUCUGUCUGCCGGAACUGCAGCUACUCAGACUUCAGAGAUGACCUGAAAAGGGUGUUCAGACAGGCCGGGAUCCACCGUAAAAACACCGUGCUGCUCAUCACUGACUCGGACAUCGUCAAGGUCAGGAAGAUUAGCUAGCCUGGUUCAGAUGUGCUAUUAUUAGCUAGCCUGGUCCAUAUCUGUUCCGUACUGUCGUUAGCUAGCCUGGUCCCUAGAUUAGUAUCGUUAGUAAAAGUAGUCCAUUCCAUUGAUCACCUGUGACAUAUUUUCUAUUUUUUUGUUCAAAGGAGUCAGUCCUUGAGGAUCUGAACUGCAUUCUGAAAUGUGGAGAUGUCCCUGGCCUGUUUGACAACGAUGAGAUUGAUUCAAUCACUGUGGAUCUCAAGUCAACCAUGGAGAGCUCUAUGGGUGAAAAUAGAGAGGAGAUGUACUCUUAUUUCAUAGAGGUACAGUACGGUAGAAUUUACACGGUAGAUUUGUUGAUUUAGGUCAUGGUUUAAGAAGAAGCAUUUGACCCCAUGUAGGCCACGAUGCAGACCAUGAAGUCUUAACAACUUUUCUUGGUUUGCAAGCAACUUCUUCUUCUUCUUCUUCUUUAGCAAGUUCAGCAGAGACUACACAUCGUCCUGGCCCUGAGCCCUGCUGGGAUGCGUCUGAGACAGUUCUGUUGGGCUCACCCGGCCCUGCUCUCCUGCUGUAACAUAGACUGGUACAGCGAGUGGUCUAGAGAGGCUCUGCUUCAGGUAGCCAGCAGCACCUACAUCAACUCUGACGACUUUGACUGGCUCGGACAGGUACAGUAGUUCCCCAUUCACCAGAUAAUAAUGAGAUUAGCUCUAUUUGUAUGUGUACUACAAUUCAACUUCUAUGUGUACAUGAAAUGUACAUGAAAUAAACCCAAAACAAAAGAAGGUUAAUUUUACAUAUUGAAUGAGGAUUAGGUCCAGAAUCUGGAACACCAGUUGUCUACCUUUCAGGUCCUGCAGAACAAGGUAGCCAGAGUGUGUGUGGAUAUUCACUACAGCUCAACCCAGAUGGCAGCUCAGUACUUGCAGGAGAUGAGAAGGCCCUACUACAUUGUGCCCAGCACCUUCAUCGAGUACAUAGACACCUUCACCAAGAUGUGUCGUUCAGAGGGUUCUAAGCUCCAUAAUGUCAGGUAAAGGCUGGAGGUUGAUUUAUUGAUUGAUUGAUUUGUUGGUUGUGACUGGAAAUUAUGUUUGCUGAGUGGAGAGUAAUAUUAAAUAUACUGUAUAUUGCCUGUUUUUUCCCACAGAGAUCGCUUUAGUAAUGGACUGUCUAUAUUAUCUGAGGCAACAUCUCUAGUCACUGUCAUGCAAGAGGAACUGCUAGCUCUGGGUCCACAGAUAGAGGAGAAGUCAAAGGUAAAUAACAGAAGAUUGAAUAUCAAGAUAGGGUGUUCAGAUUUUGAGAGACAGAGACAGAGACAGAGACAGAGAGACUGAUUGAUUGUGUUUUGGACAGGAAAUAGAGAUCUUGAUGGAAAAACUAAAAGAGGAUUCUCAAGCCGUGGAACAAGUCCGAGCCAUAGUCAAAAUGGAAGAAGAGAUGAUGAUGCAAGAAACACAGAUUGUUCAUGAAUAUGCAGAGGUGAGGUGAACAUAAAUAUAUUUUGUGAGAGUACUACAUACACAUACCCUUUGAUAAAUGUGGUCUCUGUUGACUGUUGACUGUGAGUAACAUUUUGUUUAUGUAAAUAAUGUGUUCCCAUUGCGUGUUGUAAAACUGUAGGAUGCCACGGCAUAUUUGAAUAAAGUUUUACCUCUGCUGGAGAAAGCAGUUUCAGCUUUAGAUGCUCUGGAAAAGAGCGACAUUUCAGAAAUAAGGCAAGUGAACAAAAACAUGCUUAAUUCUUCACCUAAGCAUGCCUUUAGUUUUCAAGGGGUGGGGGUGGGGGGGGUUACAAUAUUGUUGUCAAAUAUACCUGAUCAAAACAUUUUCCAAGUAGAAUUAAUGAUUUCAGGCAACGAAUCAAUAUGCCACACUGUCAAUAUCUACAGUGGCUUGCGAAAGGAUUCAUCCCCCAUGGCAUUUUUCCUAUUUUGCCUUACAACCUGGAAUUAAAAUAGAUUUGGGGGGGGUUUGUGUCAUUUGAUUUACACAACAUGCCUACCACUUUGAAGAUGCAAAAUAUUUUAUUGUGAAACAAACAAGAAAUAAGACAAAAAAACUGAAAACUUGAACGUGCAUAACUAUUCACCCCCCCAAAGUCAAUACUUUGUAGAGCCACCUUUUGCAGCAAUUACAGCUGCAAGUCUCUUGGGGUAUGUCUCUAUAAGCUUGGCACAUCUAGCCACUGGGAUUUUUGCCCAUUCUUCAAGGCAAAACUGCUCCAGCUCCUUCAAGUUGGAUGGGUUCCGCUGGUGUACAGCAAUCUUUAAGUCAUACCACAGAUUCUCAAUUGGAUUGAGGUCUGGGCUUUGACUAGGCCAUUCCAAGUCAUUUAAAUGUUUCCCUUUAAACCACUUGAGUGUUGCUCUAGCAGUAUACUUAGGGUCAUUGUCCUGCUGGAAGGUGAACCUCCGUCCCAGUCUCAAAUCUCUGGAAGACUGAAACAGGUUUCCCUCAAGAAUUUCCCUGUAUAUAGCACCAUCCAUCAUUCCUUCAAUUCUGACCAGUUUCCCAGUCCCUGCCGAUGAAAAGCAUUCCCACAGCAUGAUGCUGCCACCACCAUACUUCACUGUGGGGAUGGUGUUCUCGGCGUGAUGAGAGGUGUUGGGUUUGCGCCAGAUAUAGCGUUUUCCUUGAUGGCCAAAAAGCUUAAUUUUAGUUUCAUCUGACCAGAGUACCUUCUUCCAUAUGUUUGGGGAGUCUCCCACAUGGCUUUUGGCGAACACCAAACGUGUUUGCUUAUUUUUUUCUUUAAGCAAUGGCUUUUUUCUGGCCACUCUUCCGUAAAGGCCAGCUCUGUGGAGUGUACGGCUUAAAGUGGUCCUUUGGACAGAUACUCCAUUCUCCGCUGUGGAGCUUUGCAGCUCCUUCAGGGUUAUCAUUUACAUUACAUUUACAUUUACGUAAUUUAGCAGACGCUCUUAUCCAGAGCGUUAUCUUUGGUCUCUUUGUUACCUCUCUGAUUAAUGCCCUCCUUGCCUGGUCCGUGGGUUUUGGUGGGCGGCCCUCUCCUGACAGUUUUGUUGUGCCAUAUUCUUUCCAUUUUUUAAUAAUGGAUUUAAUGGUGCUCCGUGGGAUGUUAAAAGUUUCUGAUAUUUUUUUAUAACCCAACCCUGAUCUGUACUUAUCCACAACUUUGUCCCUGACCUGUUUGGAGAGCUCCUUGGUCCUCAUGGUGCUGCUUGCUUGGUGGUGUCCCUUGCUUAGUGGUGUUGCAGACUCUGGGGCCUUUCAGAACAGGUGUAUAUAUACUGAGAUCAUGUGACAGAUCAUGUGACACUUAGAUUGCACACAGGUGGACUUUAAUUAACUAAUUAUGUGACAUGAUCUCAUAUAUAUAUACAGGUAAUUGGUUGCGCCAGAUCUUAUUUAGGGGCUUCAUAGCAAAGGGGGCGAAUCCAUUUGCACGCACCAUUUUCCAAUAUUGAUUUUUUGAUUUUUUAUUAACAAGUUAUUUUUUUCAUUUCACUUCACCAAUUUGGACUAUUUUAUGUAUGUCCAUUACAUGAAAUCCAAAUAAAAAUCAAUUUAAAUGACAGGUUGUAAUGCAACAAAAUAAGAAAAACGCCAAGGGGGAUGAAUAGUUUUGCAAGGCACUGUAAUACUGAAUUAAUUAUCAGUUGAAUGUAUUGAUGCAGAUCUCCUGUUCAUUCUUUUUAUCCAGAGUGUAUACCAACCCUCCAGACCUGGUUAUGACAGUAAUGCAUGCAGUCUGCAUCCUGCUACAGCAGAAACCUAACUGGACCACAGCUAAACAGCUGCUAGGAGACCCUGGCUUCCUCAAGAGACUGGUCAGCCUGGACAAAGACAGCCUGCCAGAGAAGGUACAGUAUUUAGGCCCCAAUCAUACCUUGAGAUCUGCAUGUGUUUGUGCUUAUCUUCUAGCUGUAUGUUGUCUUGUUUAUUAUACUUGUCUAUAACCAUCCGGUGGUCCUGUGUGGCUCAUUCGGUACAGCAUGGCGCUUGCAACACCGAGGGUUGUGUGUUCGAUUCCCGCCAGGGAAAAUGUAUGCACAGAUCACUGUAGGUCGUUUUGGAUAAAUGCGUCUGGUAAAUGGCAUAUAUUAUAUUAUGAUACUAUGUUUGAAUUGCUGUAGGUGUUUCUGAAGUUGAGGAGGUAUUCUGAGUGUCCUGACUUCAACCCUGCCAAGGUGGGCAUGGUGUCUAUAGCCUGUCGUUCUCUAUGCCUCUGGGUACUGGCUUUGGAGUACUACCAUAAUGUCUACAAGGUACCGUUUUACUGUUGUAGACCUUUAGUUCUCCAGAAGGAAAUAUUACAUUAUUGUUAUUUAUGUAUGCAACAGUGUUAUAUUGAUGUCCUAUUUUCCCCAGAUAAUUGAGCCCAAACAGAAAAAAGUAAACGUGGCUCAAGAAGCAUUGGUAAAAGCAGAAUCUAAUCUGAUAAAAAAGCAGAAAAGACUAUCGAAGGUAAGAUAUUUACUGUUAGGCAAUACUUAAUUCACACAAAUGACAAGGGCUCGUUUCUCCGUUCUGUUUAUGCUUCAUCAGUUAAUUGAUUGAUUGAUUAAUUGGUUGAUGAUUCAAUGUUCUGUGCCGUCUGUUUAGAUCGAGGAGCAUCAGAAAGCUUUGGAGGACCUCUAUAAUGCCAGUGUGUCUGGGAGACAGGAGCUGGGGAGACGUAAAGAGCUGACCACAAACAGAGUGCAGAGAGCUGCUUCACUCAUAUCAGCCCUGUCUAAUGAAAAGGUCCCACAAACAGAGUGCAGAGAGCUGCUUCACUCAUAUCAGCCCUGUCUAAUGAAAAGGUCCCACAAACAGAGUGCAGAGAGCUGCUUCACUCAUAUCAGCCCUGUCUAAUGAAAAGGUCCCACAAACAGAGUGCAGAGAGCUGCUUCACUCAUAUCAGCCCUGUCUAAUGAAAAGGUCCCACAAACAGACUGCAGAGAGCUGCUUCACUCAUAUCAGCCCUGUCUAAUGAAAAGGUCCCACAAACAGAGUGCAGAGAGCUGCUUCACUCAUAUCAGCCCUGUCUAAUGAAAAGGUCCCACAAACAGAGUGCAGAGAGCUGCUUCACUCAUAUCAGCCCUGUCUAAUGAAAAGGUCCCACAAACAGAGUGCAGAGAGCUGCUUCACUCAUAUCAGCCCUGUCUAAUGAAAAGGUCCCACAAACAGAGUGCAGAGAGCUGCUUCACUCAUAUCAGCCCUGUCUAAUGAAAAGGUCCCACAAACAGAGUGCAGAGAGCUGCUUCACUCAUAUCAGCCCUGUCUAAUGAAAAGGUCCCAACAAACAUUUUAUAUACAGUAGUAAAAUAUUGAUGAAUUUCAUAAAGCCAGACCGUUAUGGGACUUUGCGAGUCAAAAUACACCGAUUCCGAUAUUUCUGCCGAUACGAUGAAAAGUUCACUGUUGUCCUUACAAAUUGAGCUCUGAAAGAGAUGCAGCCCUACAAUGAUACUUUGAAUGCUGAUUUCUUACAUGUAUGCAUUUUCUAAAUCAUUUGUAUCCCUUAUUCUCCCCAAUUUGUCUCAUUGCUGCAACUCCCCAACAUGACCCGCCAAGCCGCACUUCUUAACACCCACUCGUUUAACACGGAAGCCAGCUGCACCAAUGUGUCGGAGGAAACACCGUUCAACUGACGACCGAAGUCAGCCUGCAGGCACCCGGCCCGCCACAAGGGGCCGCUAGAGCGCAAUGAGCCAAGUAAAGCCACCAUAUGGGACUUCCGGUCACAGUCGGUUGUGACACUUAGACCGCUACGCCACUCGGGAGGCCACAUGUAUGCUUUCUGUUGAUUUGACCUGCCUGUUUCCCUGUGUAUGUCUGUGUGUAUCUCUGUGUAUCAGGAUCGCUGGGAGAAAGCAGUGUGUGACCUGGACAACAAGCUGCAGCACAUAGUGGGUGACGUCAUGGUUUCCUCAGCGUUCAUCACGUACUGUGGACCUCUGACGGCUGACUACCGUAAAGCCAUGGUGAAGAAGUGGCUGGACUUCUGCCACAACAUGGAGAUCCCUGUCUCUCCUCAGUACACCUUCAUCUCAGCCAUGACUGAGAAGAACCAGGUAAUGUGGUCAUUUAGCAGGCAUUUUUAAUCCAAAGCAAUAUAGAAAACUGUCAGCAUUGAGAGACAGUGACACAUAAAUGCACUGAUCAACGCUCAGUGGUGCAAGUCAUCCCUUAACGUUAGUCUCAUUUAAUUCAGAGCUAUAGCUCCGCACAAUAGUGGAUUCAAAGCGUUCUGGGGCAAUAUCCGGCUCGAAGGAUCAUACUGCUCAAUCUCAUGUGAAUGUUCACAGAAUAUUUCUUAGAUGUACAAACAACAACACACACAUUUUGUUUUAGCAUGUAUUGCCAUAAUGCCGCAGAUGUAACUAUUUUCUCAUCAUUUUAAUGAUAUCGGGAAAUCUUAUCUCCCUCAGGUGAGACACUGGCAGAACACAGGCCUGCCACCAGAUCAGAACUCCACAGAGAAUGCUGUGAUCGUGAAGAAUGGUCCCCACUGGCCCCUGCUGAUCGACCCCCAGGGCCAGGCCACCAGGUGGAUCUGCUCUAUGGAGGGGGUCAGGCUCAGGAAGAUGUUGGCCUCAGACCCCAACUAUAUGAAGACAGUAGAGAGGGCCAUUCGCAUGGGGGACGCUGUCCUUAUUCAGGUACUUGCUUAGGCUACUUAAACCCUUUUGCUCUUUAGGGAGCAUUUGACAGAUUUCCUCCAGCGGCCUCUGUGUUGAUCUCUUAUUCAGGUAUUGCCUGAUAAAAUAUACAAUAUAGAAUAUACAAAUUUGAUUGAUUUUAAUUCUACAACUUAGAAUCAAAGAUUGUGAUUCCCAACAGUAACCAGGUUUCCAGCCAACCUUUUCAUCCGAGUAAAGUACAUGUGAAUGGAAAUAGCAAAUUUGUCUGUAAACUUUCCAAAUAUCGACUAAACAAAAUACGCUAGACAAAGUGGAAACGCUUUUAUGCUCAAAUAUUGAUAUAAUAACCAUCAUAUCGAAGUAAACUUGGAGUCACGCGAUGACAUGUUGUGUGGUCCUCCCACUACGACUCGGGAAACCAUGCAGUUUAUUAGACUACAGAUGAAAUAAGUUACGAUGAACUUCACAGGAUGGUGAACGUUCACGGUGAUAAGCUUGCUCGUUUCCAAUAAAUAUCCAGGGUCUUAUUCUGAUCGAUGCUUGGCUGCCAUUUGACAAAUAAAAAUAAUCUCGCUAUUUUGUCCAUAAUAAUUUAAUCAUGUAGGCCUUUCAAACUCAACCCUAGACCUGGAAGCCAGUUCCACUGAGUGUUUUCAUUAUUGCCCUCUAAUCAGGGACUGAUUUAGACCUGGGACACCAGGUGGGUGAAAUUAAUUAUCAGGUAGAGCAGAAAACCAGCAGGCUCCGGACCUCGUAGGGUAAGAGUUGAAUACCCCUGAUGUAGGCUAUACCCACAUUGCAUCUGCGAACUGUUGUAGAGUGCGUGUGCCAAAACCAGAGUGGGCACAUUCUCUAUAUAACGCAACAGUUUUUGUGACAAAAUCAUCAGUAGAGUUGAAAAUGUGAUGGAUACCCAUUUAACCAUUUUUAUUGGGUACACAGGAAUUUAACCACAAAAUGUAUUUUUAUGUGCACUACGUCAUCACGCACAGCCUUUUAUCUGCAACAAGUCCGUUUGAUGGAAACAUCUCUGGUGGGAAAAUGCGGAUUGUUUUUAUGCAGAUUUGUGAAUAUUCGCAUGAAAAUCUAUCGCCAAUUGGAUGGAAACCUAGCUAGUGGUUUGCUUAAAUGAGACUGAUGUAAUAAAUGAGAUCAAGAUGGAUUUUUAGUAUGUCCUUAAUGCUAUUGAUCCUCCCCUUUGACCAUUCUUCUGUUUUCAGGAUGUUCUUGAGAACAUAGAUCCCUGUCUUCAGCCAAUCCUGAUCAAGAACCUUACAAUACGUGAGGGUCAAUCAUUCAUCAAAAUUGGAGACACUGAAAUUGAGUACAAUCCCAACUUUAGGUACAUUAAAUUGAGCCCUUAUUUUCUUAAAAUUACCAUGCAUAAAAAAAAAUCUACAUUUUCAUAUUUGAAGCAAUAGCAAUAGGUCUUAUAAGUUGUCACAACUCCUCUCCUCCUCAUCUCCUCCCUUCUCCUCCUCCUCUCUUCUCUUUCUCACUGAAGGCUCUACCUGGCAACCUGUCUGCCCAACCCCCACUUCCUCCCGGCGGUGUGUAUCCUGGUGAAGCUGAUCAACUUCUCGGUAGAGUACGAGUGUCUGCAGGAGCAGCUGCUGUCCAGCGUGGUGUCUCUGCAGCAGCCGGAACUAGAACUGCAACACAACCAGCUCCUCCACACUAUUACUGCUGACCUGUUCAGCCUCCACGAGCUGGAGAACAGAUCCCUGCUGCUGCUACAGGACACCCAGGGUGAGGGAGGGAGGGAGGGAGGAGGAUGGAUGGAUUUUGUGCCGUUCUUCCUAUCCCUAAAUGUAACGUGAAAAUCUUGAUCAAGAUCGACUGUUGGCUUUGCUUCUAGCUUCUCUUUCACUAUUGUUUUUACCAAGAGGAUGAAGAGAGGAAAGAGUUGACCACAUUCUCUCCCUUCACAUAAAAUGUGACAUAUUAAAACACAAAUACUUUGUCUUGCUUCAGGACACAUAUUGGACGACCAGGACCUUGUUGAUAACUUGAAAAAGUCCAAAGUCACCUCCAACGAGAUCUCCGUGCGGGUUGAGACGGCUAAGGACAAGGAGAAGGAGAUCGACGAGGUCCGCAAGAAGUACCUCCCUAUCGCUAACCGGGGGGGCAGACCUGUACUUUGUCCUGGCCGACCUCACCCAGAUCAACUACAUGUACCAGUUCUCCCUGGACUGGUUCAAUGACAUGUAUGUGAAAGCUUUGCAGGUGGCUACAGAGGGCCAGGAGUGGCCCACCCUGGACGUGUCCAUGCCCGUGACGGGCACCCUGCGCCCGGCUGGAGCUAAAAGUCUGAGGAGGGCUGUGGUGGUGCCUGGGACAUGUGCUCCCAACAUGGGGGACUUUAACAUUCGUCUUCUCAAGAUGAUGAACGCCAUCACUGAGAGUAUAUACAAGGUAACAGUAUUGAGAGUAACACAAUCAUGGACAGGUAACAUGCUAUUUUUUUUCGGGGUUUUACACAUCUUAAGUGGAGCUUGACUGAGUUUUUCUAUUUACACUACCGGUGAAAAGUUUUAGAACACCUACUCAUUCAAGGGUUUUUCUUUAUUUUUACUAUUUUCUACAUUGUAGAAUGAUAGUGAAGAUGUCAAAACUAUGCAAUAACACAUAUGUACUCAUGUAGUAAUCAAAAAAGUGUUAAACAAAUCAAAAUAUAUUUUAUAUUUGAGAUUCUUCAAAUAGCCACCCUUUGCCUUGAUGACAGCUUUGCACACUCUUGGCAUUCUCUCAACCAGCUUCACCUGGAAUUAUUUUCCAACAGUCUUGAAGGAGUUCCCACGUAUGCUGAGCACUUGUUGGCUGCUUUUCCUUCACUCUGCGGUCCGACUCAUCCCAAACCAUCUCAAUUGGGUUGAGGUCGGGGAUUGUGGAGGCCAGGUCAUCUGAUGCAAUACUUCAUCACUUUCCUUCUUGGUAAAAUAGCCCUUACACAGCCUGGAGGGUCAUUUUCCUGUUGAAAAACAAAUGAUAGUCCCACUAAGCCCAAACCAGAUGGGAUGGCGUAUCGCUGCAGAAUGCUGUGGUAGCCAUUCUGGUUAAAUGUGCCUUGAAUUCUAAAUAAAUCACAGACAGUGUCACCAGCAAAGCACCCCCACACCAUAACACCUCCUCCUCCAUGCUUUACGGUGGGAAAUAUACAUGCGGAGAUCAUCCGUUCACCCACACCGCGUCUCACAAAGACACGGCAGUUGGAACCACAAAUCUCCAAUUUGUACUCCAGACCAAAGGACAAAUUUCCACCGGUCUAAUGUCCGCUGCUCGUGUUUCUUGGCCCAAGCAAGUCUCUUUUUAUUAUUUUUAUUUUUAUUUAUUUAACCUUUAUUUAACUAGGCAAGUCAGUUAAGAACAAAUUCUUAUUUACAAAAACGGCCUACACCGGCCAAACCCGGACGACAUGGGGCCAAUUGUGCUCCGCCCUAUGGGACUCCCAAUCACGGCCGGUUGUGAUACAGCCUGGAAUCAAACCAGGGUGUCUGUAGUGACGCCUCAAGCACUGAGAUGCAGUGCCUUAGACCGCUGCACCACUCUGUCUAUUGGUGUCCUUUAGUAGUGGUUUCUUUCCAGCAAUUCGACCAUGAAGGCCUGAUUCACACAGUCUCCUCUGAACAGUUGAUGUUGAGAUGUGUUUGUUACUUGAACUCUGUGAAGCAUUUAUUUGGGCUGCAAUUUCUGAGGCUGGUAACUCUAAUGAACUUAUCCUCUGCAGCAGAGGUAACUCUGGGUGUUCCAUUCCUGUGGCGGUCCUCAUGAGAGCCAGUUUCAUCAUAGCGCUUGAUGGUUUUUGCGACUGAACUUGAAGAAACUUUCAAAGUUCUUGAAAUGUUCCGUAUUGACUGACCUUCAUGUCUUAAAGUAAUGAUGGACUGUUUCUCUUUGCUUAUUUGAGCUGUUCUUGCCAUAAUAUGGACUUGGUCUUUUACCAAAUAGGGCUAUCGUCUGUGUACCCCCCCCCCCCCCCCCCCCCCCCCCCCCACCUUGUCACAACACAACUGAUUGGCUCAAACGCAUUAAGAAGGAAAGAAAUUCCACAAAUUAACUUUUAAGAAGGCACACCUGUUAAUUGAAAUGCAUCCCAGCUGAUUACCUCAUGAAGCUGGUUGAGAGAAUGCCAAGAGGGUGCAAAGCUGUCAUCAAGGCAAAGGGUGGCUAUUUGAAGCUUUUUUGGUUACAUGAUUCCAUAUGUGUUAUUGCAUAGUUUUGAUGUCUUCACUAUUAUUCUACAAUGUAGAAAAUAAUAAAAAAUAAAGAAAAACCCUUGAAUGAGUAGGUGUUCUAAAACUUUUCACCGGUAGUGUAGUUUUGUGGCAGGUAUCCAGGCUGACAGGUUUAUAAGAACAUAUACCACUUUUGGAAAUAUUUGUUGUAAAAUCCAUCACUGGUGAAAUGUGCGGCUUUCACGCUUUCAUUUGUUAGUUCUAAAAACACUGUGAAAAUGAAACUUGAAGUGUGCAAAUGCGAGACUAGUAAAAUACUCAAUGUUAUUUUGUCUUUCUGCUGUGGAUCCCCCUCCUUGUUCUCUCUCUCUCUCCCUCUCUCCCCCCCCCCCCCCCCUCUCCCUCUCUCCCCCUCUCUCUCUCUCCCCCCCCCCCCCCCCCCUCUCUCUCCCUUUCUCCCCCCCUCACUCUCCCUCUCUCCCCCCCUCUCUCUCUCCCUCUCUCCCCCCUCUCUCUCCCCUCUCCCCCCUUCUCUCUCUCCCCCCUCCCUCUCUCCCCUCCUUACUCUCUCCCCCCUCUCCCCUCUCCCCUCCCCCUCUCUCUCUCCCCCUUCCCCUCCAGGAAGUAUCCCUGGCUCUGUUUGUGGACCACCAGGUGGUUUUCUCCUUCCUGAUGUGUUGUAACAUCAUGAAGACCAACAAGCACAACAUGAUAGUGGGCAGCACUGAGUUCCUGCCUGCUGAAGAGUGGAAGAUCUUCCUACACUCUGCUGUCCUGGCCAGCAUGAUGGACUCAAAGAGACCUGAGCAGGAGGAAGGUAGAAUAUACCUGCUGUGUCAGGCAUCUGUCAGUAACAUGAGGCCACAUAUUGAAUCAGAGAUUGUCUUUAAAAGGCUCCAAACUGUCUUUCAGCUGGAAAAUAAGUAGACCAUGAAUGAGUGAGCAUUUGAGUAAUUAAGACAUUGAUUUCAUUACCUAUCAAUCUCACUCUGAAAGAAUAACCCUAAGUAAUGAAUAACCCUAUUUCACUUUUACGUCACAGUGUAAACAAAGUGUUGUAUGAGGGGGGAAAUGGAUGCAAGUUAGCUAGAGAUGACCACCGUAAAAUGGCUGAGUGCAUCUGUGUGUGAUUGUGUCAAUAGGGGAGCUCCUGGGCGAGCGUCCGGACCACCUGUGGCUGACAGACAGCAUGUGGGCUCAGUGCCAAUACCUGAGUGCCCACCUACCCUGCUUCACCAACCUCUACAAGUCCAUCCAGACCAACUGUGUGCAGUGGGAACUGUUCCAGCAUGCUAGGAACCUCUAUGAGUUCCUCAGUGAACCCUACGCUGGAGACGCUGGUUCUGAUACUGAAGGUUGGUGUUGCUGCACUGGAAUGUUAAGCUUCCCUGUUGAACAUUGGGUUACUUGACUUAUUCCUUGAAGCGUAUCAUUUCUUUGACUUAUUUCACAGAACCUCUUCAUGGUAAUGACAAGCCAUACACAUUCCCCUCACCAACAGAAAUAGAAUCUCAUUCUAGCUCGUUCCCCCUCACCAAUAGAAUCUCAUUCUAGCUCGUUCCCCCUCACCAAUAGAAUCUCAUUCUAGCUUGUUUCCCCUCACCAAUAGAAUCUCAUUCUAGCUUGUUCCCCCUCACCAAUAGAAUCUCAUUCUAGCUCGUUCCCCCUCAUCAAUAGAAUCUCAUUCUAGCUCGUUCCCCCUCAUCAAUAGAAUCUCAUUCUAGCUCGUUCCCCCUCACCAAUAGAAUCUCAUUCUAGCUCGUUCCCCCUCACCAAUAGAAUCUCAUUCUAGCUCGUUCCCCCUCAUCAAUAGAAUCUCAUUCUAGCUCGUUCCCCCUCACCAAUAUAAUCUCAUUCUAGCUUGUUCCCCCUCACCAAUAUAAUCUCAUUCUAGCUCGUUCCCCCUCACCAAUAGAAUCUCAUUCUAGCUCGUUCCCCCUCACCAAUAGAAUCUCAUUCUAGCUCGUUCCCCCUCACCAAUAGAAUCUCAUUCUAGCUCGUUCCCCCUCACCAAUAGAAUCUCAUUCUAGCUCACCUCCUAUGUCAUGAAUGAAUGUGUGUGUGACAUCAUGAUGUGGUUUGUCUGUCUGUCCAGGAGAGUCAUCCCAGUCAGCAGAAGCCUCGAAGGACAGACAUCUCACCAAGUUUGUCUGCAUCUUCCCCUGGGAGAGCCUCUCAGGCUUCCAGAAGAUCAUCCUGGUGUGUGUGUGUGUGUGUGUGUGUGUGUGUGUGUGUGUGUGUGUGUGUGUGUGUGUGUGUGUGUGUGUGUGUGUGUGUGUGUGUGUGUGUGUGUGUGUGUGGGUGGUUGGGUUAGGUGGUUGGGUGUGCGGGCGGGCGGGUGGGUGCGUGCGCAUGCAUGUGGGUUACAGCUUUGUGAGAACUCAAAACAUUCUCCUUGAUAAAUAUGAUGAACUCUGUCAAAAGCAAAAAAGCUGUGAACUAUUGAGGCUGUCUUUAUCUCCCAGAUUAAGAUCCUGAGGCCUGAGUGUCUGAACACGGCAGUGAAAGCCUUUGUCAUAGAGAAGAUGGGUUCUAAGUACCUGGAGGUUGGAAAGAUCUCCCUGAGAGAGGUGUAUGAACGCUGCUCUGCCAACAUGCCCAUCCUAUUCCUCCUCUCCCCUGGUAAGACUACUGCUAGUCUUGUGUACUAAACAUCCUCCCUAAACUGGUGUGCAAUAACCUUGGGGGUUAGGCUGCUUUUUCCACCCUCUCUCCCACUAGUAGGAUUUGGUAUGGACACCGGGACACUCAAAGCUUAUUGUACACCUUUGAAAUUCCUGGAGAAUAUGGUGUAGUGUACAAGCAGCUUUAGGUAAUGUCUGAUGUCCUUGUUCUCCCCUGUCUGUCCAGGCAUGGACCCAGCCUCCCACCUGGUGCGUCUGGCCCAGGAGCUGAGGGGCAGCAGCCUGCAUCUGGACAUGGUGUCUCUGGGUCAGGGCCAGGGCCCCAGGGCAGAGGAGCUCAUCUACAAGGCCCAGGUCCUCAAGGGCCGCUGGGUCUUCCUGCAGAACUGCCACCUGGCUGCCUCCUUUAUGCCCAGAUUGCAGACUGUCGUCAACUCGUGAGCACAUAUUGUUGUGCUCUUUUGAGCUUUUAUUUAGCAUGUUUUUAUGUCUUAAUAUAAUCUUUAUGCUGAUGGGUAAUGUCGUGUGAGACAACUAUACGAUGUAGUACGUUUGUUUGACACCAUGUUGAAGCACAGAGGGUCCUGUGAGAUGCCUUUAGGUGCUGUCCUGUCAGGUGCCGCUACCCACAGGAUCCAGCUGGAGACGGAUGCCUCUCCACAGACCUGAGUGUGUUGAGUGUUUGUCAUCCCUACUGCUCAGGUUAAAGUGGAAAGGCUCAGACCUGGACCCUGACUUCCGUCUGUGGCUGUCCUCUGAACCAGACCCAGUGUUCCCUGCCUCCAUCCUGCAGAGAGCCAUUAAGGUCAGCCAGGCCUUCAUUACCACAGCUCCCCAUUAGAGGGCCAUGCACCUAUAGAAGUAUAAUUAGGGAUUUUAUUUCUAUGGUGUACCCAUGAGUGAACCAGUCAAAUUGCCAUCGUUUGAGGGGCUUUGUCUCUUCUAGAGAUUAUAUUUCAGAACACAACAAUGUCUGUUGUUGUUACAAAUCCAUUGCCAAUGAUUCCAUUCCUGUAGAUAGUGGUAGAGCCUCAGUUCCUAAUACAGUAAUUCCACUUCCUGUCCUGUAGAUAGUGGUAGAGCCUCAGUUACUAAUACAGUAAUUCCACUUCCUGUCCUGUAGAUAGUGGUAGAGCCUCAGUUACUAAUACAGUAAUUCCACUUCCUGUCCUGUAGAUAGUGGUAGAGCCUCAGUUACUAAUACAGUAAUUCCACUUCCUGUCCUGUAGAUAGCGGUAGAGCCUCAGUUACUAAUACAGUAAUUCUACUUCCUGUCCUGUAGAUAGCAGUGGAGCCUCAGUUCCUAAUACAAUAAUUCCACUUCCUGUCCUGUAGAUAGUGGUAGAGCCUCAGUUACUAAUACAGUAAUUCUACUUCCUGUCCUGUAGAUAGCAGUGGAGCCUCAGUUCCUAAUACAGUAAUUCCACUUCCUGUCCUGUAGAUAGCGGUAGAGCCUUGGAUACUAAUACAGUAAUUCCACUUCCUGUAGAUAGCGGUGGAGCCUUAGUUCCUAAUACAGUAAUUCCACUUCCUGUCCUGUAGAUAGCAGUAGAGCCUUGGAUACUAAUACAGUAAUUCCACUUCCUGUCCUGUAGAUAGCAGUGGAGCCUUGGAUACUAAUACAGUAAUUCCACUUCCUGUCCUGUAGAUAGCGGUGGAGCCUUAGUUCCUAAUACAGUAAUUCCACUUCCUGUCCUGUAGAUAGCAGUGGAGCCUUGGAUACUAAUACAGUAAUUCCACUUCCUGUCCUGUAGAUAGCAGUGGAGCCUCCUCGGGGUCUGAAGGAGAAGCUCCUCCACACCUUCAGUCCCAGUGGAGAGGUGACCGAGAGGAGCUUCUGUAAAAUGGACUGCAGCCCAGCCUGGAAGACUCUGCUCUUCAGCCUCUGCUUCUUCAACGCCAUUGUGCAGGAGAGGAAGAAAUACGGCCCUCUGGGGUGGAACAUACCCUACACCUUUACUUCUUCUGAUCUGGAGGUACAUUAUGACGUAACACAUCCUGUACUGUUUCCAACUCAACAGAGCUUCUCAGCUUACAAGACAAUGACAUAGAUCUUGGCUCUGUCUGUGUGUCUUAGGUGUCCAUGCUGAAUCAGGAGCGUCUCCUGCGGGCUGCGGAAGGUUCGGAGCUGCCCUGGGCGGCCCUGCGCUACCUGACAGGUGAGGUGAUCUACGGCGGGCGUGUCACCGACCCCUGGGACCGCCGCUGCCUGCUUACCAUUCUCCACUGCUGCUAUACCCCGUCGGUCCUGCAGGACGGACACAGCUUCUGUCAGGCUCAGGUAGGAGUCAGACACACCCCUCCACUUAACACUGGCAUCACAAUUUACAGUCACAGGAUCCAUCUCAACAUACUGGUAAAGCAAUGAAUAGGGUCAUUGUGAAAUCAUAUGUUUUAUUUUACCUACUUUGCCUCUGUCUGCUACAUGACAAAAAUGUAAUUAAAAAAACAAAGUAUUUGGAAGAAAGUGGAAUUUUGUUGUCGAAAUUUUAGAAAUGUAUAAAGAAAAUUAAUCUGGAAUGUCUUUAGUCAAUAAGUAUUCAACCCCUUUGUUAUGGCAAGGCUAAAUAAGUUCUGGAGUAAAAAUGUACUUAACACGUCACAUAAUAAGUUGCAUGGACUCAUUCCGUGUUCAAUAAUAGUGGUUAACGUGAUUUUUAAAUAAUUAAUCCAUCUCUGUACCCCACACAUACCUCAAUCGAGUAGUACAUUUCAUGCACAUUCAACCAUAAAGACCCUUUGAGCAUGGUGAAGUUACUAAUUAGGCUUUGGAUGGUGUAUCAAUACACCCAGUCACUACAAAGAUACAGGUGUCUUUCCUAACUCAGUUGCUGGAGAGGAAGGAAAUGUCGUGGUAGAAAUAUUUGACUAAUAGAUAAUCAACUCAAAAAUAUCUCUCAAGACACUGGAGAUUGUGAAUUCAAGAAUUAGACUUUAUUGCAUAACAAAGCCCAGCUUGCUCCAUGGAACAAAACUGUCUCCCUCUGGCUUAGAGAUCUCUUAUAUCCACACAAAUGAAAAAACAUGCGUACAUUCCUAACUUUUUUAAAAUUCUGUACCACCCCUCUCAUUCUAUCAUUCUAUUGGCUGCGUGCUUAGGCCCCUUCUUAAAAAAACUAAUGUAAUGCAUACCAUGUGUCUAUAACAAGCCCAUGGGCCACAGUUUAAGAGCCCCUGUGAAAGAACACAUGCAUUCAUUUAAAACACAGCAUAUACUCCACGUCUAUAUUCCUUAUUUAAGCAUGUAUCUGGAUUAUAAAAUAUCAAACAUGUUCAUUCUGUUUCACCAUUAUCAUUUCAUAACACAUUAUAAAACAUUUAUCAUUCAUCAUCCUCCCCAGCCCCUGAGAUUAUGUGCAUGUGGCCAUGUGUCAGGUCAUAAGGUCAUAAGCAUAAAGAAAUGACAACACUAGUUCCAUUGUUACUCCAAUCUCCACACAGCCAUCACGUCAUUGACAUUCCCAGACCAGCUGCAGGGAGUUUUAUGAAAAACACAUAAAUGUCUCUGCUCUGUAUUAACCUUUCAACUGGUUCUCAAUCCAUAAACAUUUUAAGGCAUAUAGGUUUUUAAUUUUACAACAUAUCCAUGCUUAUUACUAAUAUAAUUUUUUUACCUUUGACCUCUCCCUACAUUUGCCUUUAUGAUACAUAAAAUAAUACCAUAGAAACUGCUCAGAGAUUUCACCAUGAGGCCAAUGGUUAUUUUAACACAGUUACAGAGUUUAAUGGUUGUGAUAUGAGAAAACUGAGGAUGGAUCAACAACAUUGUAGUUACUCCACAAUACUAACCUAAAUGACAGAGUGAAAAGAAGGAAGCCUGUACAGAGUAAAACAUUCUAAAACAUGCAUACUGUUUGCAGCAAGGUACUUAAGUAAUACUGCAAAGAAUGUGGCAAAGAAAUUAACUUUUGUCCUGAAUACAAAGUGUUAUGUUUGGGGCAAACACAGCACAUCACUGAAUACCACUCUUCAUAUUUUCAAGCAUGGUGGUGGCUGUAUCAUAUUAUGGGUAUGCUUGUCAUCGGCAAGGACUAGGGAGUUUUUUAGGAUAAAAGGAAACGGAAUACAGCUAUAAGCACAGGCAAAAUCCUAGAGGAAAACCUGGUUCAGUCUGCUUUCCAACAGACACUGGGAGACAAAUUCACCUUUCAGCAGGACAAUAACCUAAAACACAAGGCCAAAUCUAUGCUGGUUGCUUACCAAGACGACAUUGAAUGUUCCUGAGUGGCCUAGUUACAGUUUUGACUUAAAUCGGCUUGAAAAUUUAUGGCAAGACUUGAAAAUAGCUGUCUAGCAAUGAUCAACAACCAACUUGACAGAGCUUGAAUAAUUGUUUAUAGAAUAAUGGGCAAAUGUUGCACAAUCCAGGUGUGGAAAGUUCUUAGAGACUUACCCCAAAAGACUCACAGCUGUAAUCGCCGCCAAAGGUGCUUCUACAAAAUAUUGACUCAGCGGUGUGAAUAGUUAUGUAAAUUAAAAAUGUCUGUAUUUCAUUUUCAAUAAAUUGCUAACAUUUCUAAAAACUUGUUUUCACUUUGUCAUUAUGGGGUAUUGUGUGUAGAUGGGUAAGAAACAAAUAUAUUUAAUCAAUCUGGAAUUCAGGCUGUAACACAACAAAAUGUGGAAUAAGUCAAGGGGUAUGAAUACUUUGUGAAAGCAUUACAUGAUGAAAUACAACAGACAAUACUUAAGCGUAAUCCUCAAGCAAAACAUGUAUGUUUCUGUUAUUAUUGAUGUCUUCAUUGAGAGCAUUAUAUUGUAUUUCUCUUGGCAGGGCUACCCUCCCUUCCCUAAAGACGCCAGCUGGCCCCAGUGUAGAGCCUACAUAGAGAACAUGCCAGACAAGGACCUGGCGGAGGUGUUUGGCAUCGACAGCAGUGCAGAGAUGGUGAUACUGCAGAACCAGACCCAGCAGCUGCUACAAACAAUAGUCCAGCUGCAGCCCAGGCUCUCUGAUAGCAGCCUGCUGGUCAGGUGGGUCUCCCAGGGGAAAUACAACCCACAAAUAGAUGUAUUCAUUAUGUCCUUUUCACAAUACUGAGCCGAGCCAAGCGGAGCUGUACAGAGCUGGCAUGGUUAAGCAUCCGCCACAGUGUGCUGGAAAGGACAAGGUGAAAAUAAACUAUCCAAGGCAGCACAAUAUGGUUCAUUUCGGCACGUGAAUUAGAAAAACGGUGUUGGUUGUGUUAUGUAGUGUAAGAAAUCUUAAUGAAAUGCUGAAUUGUUCUUCUUCUGUUUGUUUGUGCGGAGCAGAGACAGACAGUGCCAGGAUGGUGUAGUUCUGAAGAUGGCCAUGAACAUCUUGAAGAAACUACCAGAGACAGUGGAGGUUGAUAGUGUCACAGAGAAAACACUGUUCCUCAGAGACAUCAUCGCCAAAGUCAACUUUGUUGAAUCAUCUUCCUGUGACCAGGGUAAUUUACAUACUCAACCCUUGUUAGGAUUGGCCUAUAUGGAUAGGGCUUACAGAAUAAACAUGAAAAGCAUAUGCAAAUGCAUGGUAGCAAUUGAAAGGGAAUAGUUUGGAGAUUAUGGGGAAAUGAUUAGACCAAAGUUGAGGACACAACAGUUCACCUGACACAAGACUGAAUCCAAACAUUACACUGUUGAUUUUAUGUGCAUUUUACAUUUACUGUACUUUUCACCGCAUUUGUUGAUUACAAAAUCUGAAAAAACUCUGGAUAUAUUCAAUAACAAUAUUCCUAGAAAAUAUGGGGUAGGAGCACCAUAAGACAAAAGAAAUGACAAGAGUUUGAGUGAGAGGACUAACUGGUCUCCAAGUGGCCAAUUACCUCUCAAAGUGUGCACAGUUCCUAAGUCAUUUCAAUGCACUUUUAUGACUCAAAGAAGAGUCUUCAAGCCAUUGAGGAACUAGAGCAAGCGCACUUGUAGUUGUUUUGUUUGGAACACAACCCUGCAUCCCUGAGUUUUAUGAUUUGGAAACGUGAAGUGCACAUUUGGACUCGCAGGUGUUUGGCUUGCUUGCAUGAUAUAAAAGCGGUAUUUUCGAUAAUCCUCAACGUCUCAUCUUUCAAAAUACAUAGUCAUUUUAAUUUACAGCAUUUCCCUCACUCAGGCAACAAAACAUUAGCAAAAGUUGUCCAAUUAGCGGGACGGAUGGGGGCAACUUCUUGUAACGUGUGGUGCUCAAGUUCAGAACGGCUGUCAGUCAAAACCCAUACAGAGCUGUGAAGCUCAGAGCCUGAGCUCUGACGUCAUUUAUAGCAUGUUACUGUACAGCCACUGCAUUCCAAUUUAGGCACUUAUCAGCUCCAGAAUCUGCCAUUUUCAACCCGUAUGCGGGUACAAGUGUAAAGGGCUACGAAUAGAUUAGAAUAUAAUAGAUUUAUUGUCCUCCGAAAAGGAAAUUAUUUUUCACAGGUUGUACCUUUUCUUAUUUUGACUCCUAAGAGUGAGAGUUAGUGAGAGAGUUGGUGAGAGUGACAUUGCGAGAUUCUAUAUAUCUAUCUUUGUGUCCAGUUUUGUUCAUAGUUCUUACCGAAAGACAUCUGUCUGUCUGUAUGCGUGCGUGCGGGUGCAUCCGUGCAUGUGUGUGUACUCUGAAGGUGAGAGACGCACAGUCUUGGCCCCCUCUGCCCUGCUGGUGAUCCUGCGACAGGAGAUUGACCGGUUCAACCACCUCCUAUGUGUGGUGCGCUCCAGCCUCCUCGCCUUCUCCGCCUCCAUCAGAGGAGAGGUGCUGAUGAGUGAGGCUCUGGAGGAGGUCUACACUGCCCUGCUCACCAUGAUAGUACCAUCAGAAUGGAAGGUUGGUCUACACUGCCCUGCUCACCAUGAUAGUACCAUCAGAAUGGAAGGUUGGUCUACACUGCCCUGCUCACCAUGAUAGUACCAUCAGAAUGGAAGGUAGGUCUACACUGCCCUGCUCACCAUGAUAGUACCAUCAGACUGGAAGGUAGGUCUAUACUGCCCUGCUCACCAUGAUAGUACCAUCAGACUGGAAGGUAGGUCUAUACUGCCCUACUCACCAUGAUAGUAUCAUGAGUCUAGAUGGUAGGUCUACACUGACCUGCUCCCCAUCAUCAGACUGGAAGGGACAGUAUAUUAGUAAACCAGGUCGGCAAACCUUUUGGCUCAAGGGCCACAUCAGGAUAGCAAAAUUAAAUGGAAAGCUGCACAGAUUAUUAUUAUUUUUUUAACCCAAAAUAUUACUUUUUUAUUCAAACCUCCCGCGGGCCGGAUUGGAUGCGCUCUAGUUUGCUCAACCCUGAAGUAAACACUCUCCACAGCUCAGCUCUCAUUGCACUCAAUCUAACUCGAUCUUUUAACCCAAUUCCAUGCUUCACGUUAGUUUAGACAUUUUGAAAUGUUCCUCCAAGCCCAAGGUAUCAUUAUACUCUAAGUAAACAAAGCAAUGAAAAGCAAUUGAUUCAACUUGGAUAAGAAGUAAUCGCUCUGUCUUUUGUUGUUGCCUUGGUAGCACUGCUCGUAUGAGUCGUGCAAGGCUCUGGGUUCGUGGAUCCUGGACCUGGAACAGAGAGUGUGGUUCUUCAGAGCCUGGGCAGACAACAUCAAGAUCAACCUUAUAGAAAAGUAGAAAACAUUAACUAAGUUGACAUACAAAUACUUAAAGCUUGUAUUGUUUAAACUCUAAUCAAUGUAAACCUUCAUAAUUAUGUAAUGGGCAUCUUAAUUUUCUUUUGAAUACAGUAUUGUACAUUCAUGGUGAAUGGAAAAAAUAUCAGUUAUUAAAGUACUUAUGUUCCUAACCCCUAAUAUUCCCUGUAUAUGCCCUCUAUGUAUUCAGGAUACCUAUGAUUAGUGGAGGAGUCUACUCUUUGAACCGUCCACCUAAGACUGACCUGCAGCAGAGCCUCAAGAACAGGAAGCCUCGCUCCUACUGGCUCUCUGGGUUCUUCUUUCCACAAGGUAUUGUACAUAACAGACAGAAUAAACAUACCUAAACUAGCAGCCAUAAUAGAGACACUACUUCAAGUUCAAAACUUCAAUGUCAAUCUUUAGUGAAAGGGACAUUUGUCUUUGGCUUACAAUUGGUAUUUUAUUAGGAUCCCCAUUAGCUGUUGCAAAAGCAGCAGCUACUCUUCCUGGGGUCCACACAAAACAUGAAACAUGACAUAAUACAGAACAUUAAUAGACUAGAACAGAACUACACACAUUGUUUUUUAAAGGUACACGUAGCCAACAUAUCAAUACAUACACACAAACUAUCUAGGUCAAAUAGGGGAGAGGCGUUGUGAGGUGUUGCUUUAUCUGUUUUUUGAAACCAGAUUUGCUGUUUAUUUGAGCAAUAUGAGAUGGAACGGAGUUCCAUGCAAUAAUGGCUCUAUAUAAUACUGUACGCUUUCUUGAAUUUGUUCUGGAUUUGGGGACUGUGAAAAGUCCCCUGGUGGCAUGUCUGGUGGGGUAAGUGUGUGUGUCAGAGAUGUGUGUAUGUUGACUAUGCAAAACAUUUGGGAUUUUCAACACAUUGUUUCUUAUAAAAAGAAGAAGUGAUGCAGUCAGUCUCUCCUCAACUCUUAGCCAAGAGUGACUGGCAUGCAUAGUAUUUAUAUCAGCCCUCUGAUUACAAUGAAGAGUACAUGUACGUGCCGCUCUGUUUUGGGCCAGCUGCAGCUUAACUAGGUCUUUCCUUGCAGCACUGGACCACACGACUGGACAAUAAUCAAGAUUAGACCAAACUAGAGCCUGCAGAAUUAGCUUUUUGAAGUGUGGUGUCAAAAAAGCAGAGCAUCUCUUUAUUACGGACAGACCUCUCCCCAUCUUUACAACCAUUUAAUCUAUAUGGUUUUGACCAUGACAGUUUACCAUCUAAGUUAACACCAAGUAAUUUACUCUCCUCAACUUGUUCAACAGCCACACCAUUCAUUACCAGAUUCAGCUGAGGUCUAGAACUUAGGGAAUGAUUUGGACCAAUUACAAUGCUCUUAGUUUUAGAGAUGUUCAGGACCAGUUUAUUAGUGGCCACCCAUUCCAAAACAGACUGCAACUCUUUAAGGGUUUCAGUGACUUCAUUAGCUGUGGUUGCUGAUGUGUAUAUGGUUGAAUCAUCAGCAUACAUGGACACACAUGCUUUGUUUAAUGCCAGUGGCAGGUCAUUGGUAAAAAUAGAAAAGAGUAGAGGGCCUAGAGAGCUGCCCUGUGGUACACCACACUUUACAUGUUUGACAGAGAAGCUUCCAUUAAAGAAAACCCUUUGAGUUCUAUUAGAUAGAUAGCUCUGAAUCCACGAUAUGGCAGAGGUUGAAAAGCCAUAACACAUACGUUUUUUCAACAACAGGUUAUGGUCAAUAAUAUCAAAGGCUGCACUGAACUCUAACAGUACAGCUCCCACAAUCUUCUUAUUAUACAUUUAUUUCAACCAAUCAUCAGUCAUUUGUGUCAGUGCAGUACAUGUUGAGUGUCCUUCGCUAUAAGCAUGCUGAAAGUCUGUUGUUAAUUUGUUUACAGAGAAAUAGCAUUGUAUUUGGUCAAACACCAUUAUUUCCAACAGUUUGCUAAGAGCUGGCAGCAAGUUUAUAGGUCUGCUGUUAGAACCAGUAAAGGCCACUUUACCAUUCUUGGGUAGCGGAAUUACUUUGGCUUCCCUCCAGGCCUGAGGACAAAUACUUUCCUCUAGGCUCAGAUUAAAGAUAUGACAGAUAGGAGUGGCUAUAGAGUCAGCUACCAUCCUCAGUAGCUCUAAAUGGUCAAUGCCAGGAGGUUUAUCAUUAUUGAUCGAUAACAAUCAUUUUUCCACCUCUCCCACACUAACUUUACCAAAUUGAAACUUGCAAUGCUUUUCUUUCAUUAUUUGUUUUUUUAAGCAUGAAUAUGAUGGCUCACUGUUCAUUGUUGGCAUUUCCUGCCUACGUUUCCACACAAAGUAAUCAUUAAAAUAAUUGGCAACAUCAAGUGGUUUUGUGAUGAAUAAGCCAUCUGAUUCGAUGAAAGAUGGAGUUGAAUUUGUCUUUCUGCCCAUAAUUUCAUUUAAAGUGCUCCAAGAUUUUUUCCCAUCAUUCUUUAUAUCAUUGAUCUUGGCUUCAUAAUACAGUUUCUUCUUUUUGUUGAGUUUAGUCAUAUAAUUUCUCAAUUUGCAUUAAGUCAACCAGUCAGAUGUGCAGCCAGACUUAUUAGCCACUCUUUUUGCCCCAUCUCUUUCAACCAUACAGUUUUUCAAUUCCUCAUCGAUCCAUGGAGCCUUAACAGUUCUAACAGUCAGUUUCCUAACAGGUGAAUGUUUAUCAAUAAUUGGAAGAAGCAAUUUCAUAAAUUCAUCGAGUGCAGCGUCUGGAUGCUCCUUAUUAAUCACAUCAGACCAACAAAUAUUUUUUACAUCAUCCACAUAUGAGCCACAGAAAAAUAUUUUGUAUCUUAUACACUAUUUUAGGCCCAGCUGUUGGAACUUUGGCUUUCCUGGAUAUAGCCAUUAUAUUGUGAUCACUGCAUCCAAUGGGUACGGAUACAGCUUUAGAUCAAAGUUCUACAGUGUUAAUAAAAAUGUGAUCGAUACAUGUGGAUGAUCUUGUUCCUGUAGUGUUUGUAAACACCCUGGUAGGUUGAUGAAUAACCUGAACCAGAUUACAGACACUGGUUACAGUAAGAAGCUUCCUCUUGAGCGGACAGCUUGAUGAAAACCAGUCAAUAUUCAGGUCCCCAAGAAAGUAGACCUCUCUGCUUACAUCACAUACACUAUCAAGCAUUUCACACAUAUUGUUUAGAUAUUGACUGUUUGCACUUGGUGGCCUAUAGCGACACCCCAAAAGAAAGGACUUUAGAUGUGGCAAGUGAACCUUCAACCACAACAUGUCAAUAACACGUGACAUACGAUCUUCUCUAAGCAUUACAGGGAUAUGGCUCUGAAUAUACAGCAACACCUCCCCCAUAAGCAUUUCUGUCUCUUCUAUAGAUGUUAUAUUCUUGUAUUGCUACUGCUGUAUCAUCACAUGAAUUAUCUAAGUGAGUCUCAGAAAUGACUAAUAUAUUAAUGUUAUCUGAUGUUAGCAAGUUAUUGAUUUCAUUAACCUUAUUUCUAAAGACUACAUAUAUUAAUAUGGGAUAUUUUCAGCCCUUUCCUGGGUAGCUUAUCAGAGAUAGACAUAAUACUGAAAAGAGCAAACAAAGCAAGAGAAAAAAUAUAUACAGUUUAAGUUGGAAGUUUAAAUGUAUUUGGCUAAGGUGUAUGUAAACUCAGUUUUUCACAAUUCCUGACAUUUAAUCCUAGUAAAAAUUCCCUGUCUUAGGUCAGUUAGGAUCACCACUUUAUUUUAAGAAUGUGAAAUGUCAGAAUAAUAGUAGAGAAUGAUUUAUUUCAGCUUUUAUUUCUUUCAUCACAUUCCCAGUGGGUCAGAAGUUUACAUACACUCAAUUAGUAUUUGGUAGCAUUGCCUUUAAAUUGUUUAACUUGGGUCAAACGUUUCGGGUAGCCUUCCACAAGCUUCCCACAAUAAGUUGGGUGAAUGUUGGCCCAUUCCUCCUGACAGAGCUGGUGUAACUGAGUCAGGUUUGUAGGCCUCCUUGCUCGCACACGCUUUUUCAGUUCUGCCCUCAAAUGUUCUAUAUGAUUGAGGUCAGGGCUUUGUGAUGGCCACUCCAAUACCUUGACUUUGUUGUCCUUAAGCCAUUUUUCCACAACUUUGAAAGUCUGCUUGGGGUCAUUGUCCAUUUGGAAGACCCAUUUGGUUGGGAUGGUGUUCUUCGGCUUGCAAGCAACCCCCUUUUUCCUCCAAACAUAACGAUGAUCAUUAUGGCCAAACAGUUAUAUUUUUGUUUCAUCAGACCAGAGGACAUUUCUCAAAAAAAGUACGAUCUUUGUCCCCAUGUGCAGUUGCAAACCGUAGUCUGGCUUUUUUAUGGCGGUUUUGGAGCAGUGGCUUCUUCCUUGCUGAGCAGCCUUUCAGGUUAUGUCGAUAUAGGACUCGUUUUUACUGUGGAUAUAGAUACUUUUGUACCUGUUUCCUCCAGCAUCUUCACAAGGGUCCUUUGCUGUUGUUCUGGGAUUGAUUUGCACUUUUCGCACCAAAGUACUUUCAUCUCUAGGAGACAGAACGCGUCUCCUUCCUGAGUGGUAUGAUGGCUGCGUGGUCCCAUGGUGUUUAUACUUGCGUACUAUUGUUUGUACAGAUGAACGUGGUACCUUCAGCCGUUUGGAAAUUGCUCCCAAGGAUGAACCAGACUUGUGGAGGUCUACAACUUCUGAGGUCUUGGCUGAUUUCUUUUGAUUUUCCCAUGAUGUCAAGCAAAGAGGCACUGAGUUUGAAGGUAGGCCUUGAAAUACAUCCACAGGUACACCUCCAAUUGACUCAAAUGAUGUCAAUUAGCCUAUCAGAAGCUUCUAAAGCCAUGACAUCAUUUUCUGGAAUUUUCCAAGCUGUUUAAAGGCACAGUCAACUUAGUGUAUGUAAACUUCUGACCCACUGGAAUUGUGAUACAGUGAAUUAUAAGUGAAAUAAUCUGUCUAUAAACAAUUGUUGGAAAAAUGACUUGUGUCAUGCACAAAGUCCUAACCGACUUGCCAAAACUAUAGUUUGUUAACAAGAAAUGUGUGGAGUGGUUGAAAAACAAGUUUUAAUGACUCCAACCUAAGUGUAUGUAAACUUCCAAAUUCAACUGUACAUUCAGCAGUCCAUUAAUCAAUUGGUGUGUGUGUGUGUGCUGCGGGGUUGAAGCUACGAAUCCAUGGGCUUGGCUCUCUCAUCCCUUCCAGGCUUCUGGGAAGGAGGGUGGACAAUGAGCCUGUCAUAGGGGAUGUAAGCAAUGUCCCCACGCGCUCUGGCAGCUUUCAUGGCUGGGAUAAGUUCUUUCCUCUUCUGGCACACAGCUUCAGGAUAGUCCUCGUUGAGAAAGAUAUACGUUCCUCUCAAGUUCAUGGCUCUUUCCAGAACAGCUAUCCUGCCAUUGAACCUCAGGAACUUGACCACUAUCGGCCUGGGCCUGUCACCUGGGCCGGUGUUGAGUUUUCCAGUCCUGCGGGCCCGCUCCACCUCAAUCUUCCUGUGGUCCAUCUUCAAUUUCUCAGAGAUCCUUUCCCUCACUUUGUCCUCAGACUCCAUCCAGGUCUCAUGUGGAGAUUCUGCAAUUCCGUCCACAACCAUGCUGUUUACGCCUUGAUUGUCCCUCGAGACAAUCUGAUUUAUCCGUCAUUGUUAUCAUGGAUUCACACACAGAACUGACCUCUCUCAAUGGCUUACAGAUUGCUGUAAUCUUGCCGUUCACCUGUUUCAACUCAUCGAGCUGACCCUGGGAGAACUGCAAACUGUUCUUUAGGUCCUGGACCUCUCUGGUCAGGUCGUCCAUUGUUUUAUUUGUCGAAUCCACCAGUAUUUGGACAAAGCACUUGAAGCGAUUUUCUUGUUGUUGUAACAACUGCUUGUAGAACUAUUUUUGUUCAUUUAAAAGAUGCUUCACGUGUGAUAGAGACACCACUGUCCUCGACAACGGCACUCCCACCGGCUUUGGUCUUUAUCAUGGUAGCUAGCAACGUAGGUUACGCUGUUACUCCUCGCAGUUCCAGAUAGGGCAGGUCACAAGGAUAAUUGAAAACAACAAACAGCAGGGAUCUAGACAGCCACAAACACAGGACAAUCCGCGGUCCCAGCCACAAUGGUUAACCAUGUCGCGGGCUGCAUUCAAGCCCUUGAUAUGCUGCUAGCUAGCAGCUAGACUAGCUGCAACGCCAAAUAGCUCCUCAGACCCGUCCUUGGUCGGCAGGAUCACUGGACAGAGACUAGCAAUCCCAGCAACUGAUGCCAACUGUGUCGCGGGAUCCAAACCAAAAAGUUAGCUAGCUACUAAGCUAGUUAGCUAGCUACUAAGAACUAGAUACAGAAAAUAAACCGCAUAGUGGGCCAAUUUCUGCAACAACUAAGAGCGUUCUUCUCCACUGUUUUGAUGCCCUGGCUACCACACUUUGAAUUAUAUCGGCCCUUACAUAUUUGAGUUCGAAAUUCUAAUAAUAUAACUUAAUUUCUGUAAUAUUCUGAAAGAGGCGUUUUGACUUAUUUAGUUAAUGCAUCUUCCCUAUAGGUUUUCUGACAGCUGUUCUCCAGAACAGUGCUCGACAGAAGAAUGUGCCUGUGGACUCUCUGUCUUUCACCUAUCAUGUUCAACCCAUGGAUGAGCGCUCCAUCAACUGGAGCAAAGUGGCAGACAAAACUAAGCUCCUUUUUGAGGUAACUACAGUAGCUAAAAGUUUGACUGGGUACAUAAUUUAGUAAUACCAAUCUAGAAAUAGUUGGUAGCAAUUAAAGGGAUAGCGCACCCAAAAGACAACAUUAAUCAGAUGGUCUACUACCAUUUUCAGGGUCAGGAAACAUCUGACAUUGUAAUCAGGGUGAACUAUCCCUCUAACAUUGUACGUUAGAUCCACGGUGAGAAUUGGUAUACCAUCUUUCUCCCAGGGCCCAGCUCCACCAGAUGAGGGCGUGUUGGUGUAUGGGCUGUACCUUGACGGAGCCAGCUGGGACCCUGUCUCCCACACCCUGCAGGAGCUCCAACACAACAUCAAACACUGCCCUGUGCCUGAGAUACACUUCCUACCCUGCCAGGUAGAGGGCUCACCUUCUCAUUUAACCGUUCAAUCCACUGAAUAUCACUUCAGCAUAUUACCCACCGUUCUUCAUACAGUGGAUCUAGCAUUGUCUGCAUAUUUGUCUUGGGACUGUCUUGCUGUUUUUGUUGUGAGAGCUCUGGUGAGAACGAUUUCCUAUAUGUUCAUGACAUAAACUUGAGUUUUAUUCUCGGGAUAUCAGAGGGUGAUUUUUAUUUAUUUAAAGUAGCUUAUUUGACCAUCCCUAUGUUGUGUUUGGUUGGCCAGGUAUCUGAUGAUGCUGUGGCUGUGCCUUCUACAGAGUCUCCUGGGGACCUCCAGUUCUAUGACUGUCCCCUGUACCGUACCUUCAAGCGGGCAGGCUUCCUCUCCUCCUCAGGCAUCUCUACUAACUUCAUCACAGCUGUGUCUCUACCCACCUCAGUGUCCUACUCACUGGGUCUUCAGGGGCACUGCCCUCCUCUGCCAACCUAA
This is a messenger RNA of Coregonus sp. 'balchen', 89050 nucleotides long. Lineage: Eukaryota; Metazoa; Chordata; Actinopteri; Salmoniformes; Salmonidae. The record is from the annotation of a GenBank genome assembly.